CGGCCGGGCGGGCUGCGCGGCGCUGCGCGGGGCGCGCGGCGGGACCCGGCCACCACCUCCCUGGGCGCCCCGCUUUGCCCUCGAUCGGAGCGGCGCGGGGCCGCGAAGCCGGAGCCAUGCAGUCGGAAUCGGGGAUCGUGCCGGAUUUCGAAGUCGGGGAGGAGUUUCACGAAGAGCCCAAAACCUACUACGAACUCAAAAGUCAGCCCCUGAAGAGCAGCAGUUCUGCGGAGCAUCCCGGGGCCUCCAAGCCUCCAAUAAGCUCGUCCAGUAUGACAUCACGCAUCUUGCUACGCCAGCAGCUCAUGCGUGAACAGAUGCAGGAGCAGGAGCGCAGAGAGCAGCAGCAAAAGCUGCAGGCGGCCCAGUUCCUGCAGCAGAGAGUGCCCGCGAGCCAGACACCAGCCAUCAACGUCAGCGCGCCCACGGCCCUUCCCUCUGCCACCCAGGUGCCCAUGGAAGUCCUCAAGGUGCAGACCCACCUCGAAAACCCCACCAAGUACCACAUACAGCAAGCGCAGCGGCAGCAGGUCAAGCAGUACCUUUCCACCACUUUAGCAAACAAACAUGCCAACCAAGUCCUGAGCUUGCCAUGUCCAAACCAGCCAGGCGACCGCGUUAUGCCACCGGUGCCGGGGAGCAGCGCGCCCAACAGCCCCAUGGCCCUGCUCACGCUUAACUCCAACUGUGACAAAGAGGGGUUUUAUAAGUUUGAAGAGCAAAACAGGGUGGAGAGCGAGUGCCCCAGCAUGAACGCACACCCACGGGCUUCGUGCAUGCAGAUGGAUGAUGUCAUCGAUGACAUCAUUAGCCUGGAAUCAAGUUAUAAUGAGGAAAUCCUGGGCUUGAUGGACCCCGCCUUGCAGAUGGCAAACACGUUACCCGUCUCUGGAAACUUGAUCGACCUUUACGGCAGCCAAGGCCUGCCACCCCCCGGCCUCACCAUCAGCAACUCCUGUCCUGCCAACCUCCCCAACAUCAAACGGGAGCUCACAGAGUCUGAAGCGAGAGCCCUGGCCAAGGAGAGGCAGAAGAAGGACAAUCACAACCUGAUUGAACGAAGAAGAAGAUUUAACAUAAACGACCGCAUUAAAGAACUAGGUACUUUGAUUCCCAAGUCAAAUGAUCCAGACAUGCGCUGGAACAAGGGAACCAUCCUGAAGGCAUCCGUGGACUACAUCCGGAAGCUGCAGCGGGAGCAGCAGCGCGCCAAGGAGCUGGAGAGCCGGCAGAAGAAGCUGGAGCACGCCAACCGGCACCUGCUGCUGCGAAUCCAGGAACUCGAGAUGCAGGCCCGGGCUCACGGACUCUCCCUCAUUCCAUCCACGGGUCUCUGCUCCCCGGAUCUGGUGAACCGGAUCAUCAAGCAAGAGCCGGUACUGGAGAACUGCAGCCAGGACCUCCUGCAGCACCAGGCAGAGCUGGCGUGCACCAGCCUGGACCUCACAGACGGCACCCUGGCCUUCAGCAGCAGCCUGGGGCCCGCGGCCGAGGGUGCCCAGGCCUACAGCGUCCCCGCGAAGAUGGGGUCCAAGCUGGAAGACAUCCUGAUGGACGACACCCUCUCUCCUGCCGGAGUGACUGACCCACUCCUGUCCUCCGUGUCCCCGGGAGCCUCCAAGGCCAGCAGCCGGAGGAGCAGCAUGAGUAUGGAGGAGGCCGAGCUGGCGUGUUAGCGCACCUGCCACCGUGUCCUCAGACGGCCCCCUCCCUGACUGGGACACUCGGCAUUCCCCGGAAGGGGUUUUCUUGAUAAUUUUCCUUUAAUAUGAAUUUUUUCCAUGCUUUAUUGAUAGCCCAGGAUAUAUUUUAUUUUUAGAAUUUUGUGAAACGGACUUGUAUAUUCUAUUUUACAACUCCAAAUGCCUCCAAAGUGUCGUACAGCGCGUGUGUGCAGGAUCUGUGAACUGAGCUCUGGCCGACGCCCCACCCCCCAGCCCGGAGGUGCCUGUGGGGGCUGCGUCUGUCCAUCCUAAUUCAGGGGAAACUUGAUUUGAGGUUUUCAUGCCUGUGACUUCCUUGGCAAUUCAAUGUAGAAUUUAAUUGAACGAAUGUAAAGCAACCAAAAAAAAAUACAUGAAGAAAAAAAAAGAAAGAUGUGCAUCCUAACCCUUCUCCCUUUUAUAAAUGUACUGAUUCAUUGGUACUGCCUUAAAGACACAGUACCUGGGAGCACCCUUCAGCCUUUGUUCUGCAAACUAUUUAAGGAACUAACUAGUGUAGUCUGCAAAAGACCAAAAAAAAAAAAAAAAAAAAAUCAAAACAAAAUGAAACAAAAUUCACAGCAGUCAUUUUCCUGAGGGUUGUCAGUUAGCAAGUGGAACUGACACCAACCCAGAUCGCAAGGUGGGAGAAGGGCCUCUGGAGAGCUGCCACCCACUCCUCCUCACCUUGCAGACGCAGCUUUCUUCCUUCAUGAAUUAAUAAGCGCAACCCCAGCUUUGUCAUCGGAUGCGUUUCAUUUUGAAAUGGAAAUGAAUGUCCUCUCAAAGUCCAUUGUUGAGGAGCACUGAAAGUGUGUUGUACUUAUUUUCUCUCUCUCUUUUUCCUUCGUUUUGGUUUUUAUUUUUUAUUUUUUUGCUUUUGAUAAGACAACCGAACUGGGCACAUUUCUAAUUGGCUUUACUAUUUUUAUUUUUAAAUUAUGUUUUAGUCAUUUGAUUUGUACAGACUCUUUGUUAUCAUCGUUCUUUUCGAUGUUUGUAUUAAUUUGUAAGAAUCUGCAUCUGAAGACGACGAGUUUUCAGUAUUUUUACAACUCUUUGGUGGUUUUCUGCAUUCUUUGUACACCCAGGAAAGAAAAAUUUUAUGCAAGGUCUUGUGUUUAAAGAGAGCUUUGCAAAUAUUUUGUAUAUUAUAGGCUCACUCAAAACUGUUUUUCAACACAUUUAAGAUAGAGUAUUAAUAGGUUAAAACCAGGCUUUCUAGAAAAAAAAACAUAAACCUAUGUAUUUAUUUUUAGGAUAUAAAGUAGCAAUAUUCUUGGAGACUGAUAACCAUAGAGUUACUAUGCCCUUUGUGGUCCUUUAAAUUGGGGUUUAUUUCAGCGAACAUGCUGGAUUUUUUAAAAGAGAGAAAUACUGUAUCGGCAAGUUACUGUUACUCAAUAACAAUGUUUUAACAAGCAGCCAUGUAAAGUUAGUUUCCGUGCAUUACCUACUUGUGUAGCCCUAUGCAAUGACAGUAGUGUUACAUCUAUCCAGCCUAGAUGUCUUAUGCAGUGACACUCAGAUGCAGCCAGGCUGCCAGGGGCCUUUCUCAGAAGCAGCCUGCAGUUGAAGAGCCCGUGGCGCAAAGCAUAUCCAUUCAGAAUGAAGUGCCUUACACACAGCGUCGUCUGCUCUGGACUAGCACUGACUGAACUGUGACCGGGAGGACCCUUCCAAGACGGCAUCCGGAGUGAAGAGGGUCUUGUGGCACGGUGCCUCUGAAGACAGCGGAAGAGCUUCCAGUUUCCUUCAGAUCUUUGUAACCUGAAAUAGACUUUAGUGACAGAGUGCCAACCUAUUUCAUCAGGAAACCUUAUUCAAGGGGGUCUUCUUUUUUUUAAAAAAAAAAAGUGUUUCAAUGUCAAAUAUGAAUUGGUGACGGGACGGAGGGAUCAGAGAACGCGAUCGCCGGGUGUGUGGACGAUGGCUUAGGGAGGAGAGCCCACCUCUCCGUCCCCGUGCACGCUGGCCGCUGGCCACCGGCCACCGAGAAGACCCUUGAAGACGUUGAUGAUGCUCUCAGUUUUAUAGCUUUAUUACUGAAGGGGGCCGGGACGCGUGGCUCCCAUUCUUUCAGCCCUCUGGAUUGUGUCGCCUUUUCCUAGAGUAGUGAUGAUCUGCAUGAAGAGCUCCUGUGCCGUAGUGCUCGGACAACAAUCGUAGCGUUGUCUGCUGUUCUCUUCAUAUUUAUACGGGGGGAGGGGCUGGGAGCAAGAGCUGAAGGUUGCAAAGCAACGAGCUACUUCUCCUGAGCUGAUCUGGGGGGCUCUUAACGAUGCAGCGAGGCUGGCUGACCCACGCCCAGGGACCGUGGCCGUGGCAGAGCCGAAAGCCUCUGAGAGAAAGCCUGGCAUCCUGCACCUCCGGCUGCAGCAGGGCCCCAGUUCGCCACCUCCUGCUCCUGCCUCCUCUUUCCUGCUUAAGGGGCAUUUCUGGGAGCACAGGGGGGCGAACCCAGAGGAACGCUGCAGCCGGCUGGUUUUCUUUCUUUCUUUUUUGCCAAACAGAGUGUGAGUUCGCUUUAGGGACUAGCCAAGCCAAGAGGCAGUGGUUUGGGGCUCUUGGUUUCAACAGGAGGAUGAUCCACGCCACUCCCCCCCAUCCCUGGGUGCGGAACUGUGACUCAGGGUUGGGCCUCCAUUUGGAGUGACCAAAACACCAAAACUGUCCCCCUGCCCGUGGUCGUGGGGCAGUGGAAAUACCAAACCUUCUGUCUUUGCCAAAAGCUGAAACAACCAACCUGGUCCUCUGGAGAGGAUGACCAAGUUCUUUCUGGUUGUUUCCGAACAGUAAAGCAAUAAGAACAAAUAAAACACGUAGGACGCUAAAAGAUAUCCAAUAAAGCACAAGGAAUGCACUUACUAAUAUUUUUGUAAAAUGCACUGGGGAAAGAUUGAUGUUGAUAACAGUAUAAAGAAACCCUAUUUCUUGAUAAAAAAUAAAAAAAAAAAAAACGACAAAUGACUGUCUCUUGCGGACGCUUGGUACUGUAAUGUUAAUAAUUAUCACUGCUGUUGUGUGCAGCAAUAGUUCUGUAUGGUCCAUAGCACUGUAUCUUAUGGAUUGAUAUUAAUGUAUCCAAUGAAAUAAUCGAGCUGUUGUUCUUGAUAGCCUCAUUAAAGCAUAUGGUUUUUCACAAAGCAGUGGCCGGUCGUUCAUGCUAAUUUUCAGCAUUGUUUGCCUCAUUAAAAAAAAAAAGCGUGCACAUUUUUUCUUUGAGUUAAUGAAUAACAAAUUGCCAGAAAAUGUUCAAAAUGCCAAUCGUCCCUUUUUUUUUUCUGGUUUUAAAUGCCACUCUAAGAUGUUACUUUUUGGUUAGAAUCAUUUCUGAUUACUUUAUAACUUGCACUUAAGUGAACUAUAAUUAUGCAGCUUUAUCCCCCCCUCUGAAUUUGGGGGAGAUUUUUGAACUCCCAAAUGCCAAGAAUCCAUUUUAGAUAUAAGGGUUUUAUUUAAAAUGUUUUCAGAGAGAGGUGGCUUCACAAAAAGAGAAAUUGUCAGAGAAUUCCUUGCAUAUUUACAGAAAAGAUAUUGGGUUUUUAAAAUACAAAUUUACAAUAAUGAAAGCUUAAUAUACCCAGUCUGCCAGCUCCUGACUGGUUUUUUUUUUUUUAAAUACAGUACUUAAGGAUCAUUUGAUAAAUGUUGGAUUUGAAUUGGGAAGUGUCAGACAAAACACGUCUUUAUUCCCUAGCUAGACCUUAAACUUCUGCCCUUUUAAAAAAAUAUUCUGGCUUAACCUCUGGAGAAAAUGAGCAAGAAACUUCCUGCAAUGCCUCUGAUCUGACUGUCAGCUUUUGCUCAAGUUUGAUUUUUUCCCCCCUCAAAUUAUAAUAUACAAUAAUUGAAGCCUUUCUUUUUCAGAGUUAUUUGAAUUAUUUAUAUUUCCCAUAGAAAUAUGACUGUGUGAUGUCUUAAAAUCGUGUAAAAAAAAUAGGAAGAUCUCCUACACGAACAAGGGAAUUUUCGGGGAGAAAUCAAGAGCAGCUUGUGCGUCUCAGCCUCCCUGCGUCUCCGUGUUUGAUCUGCUCACUGGAGACAGUAACAGCAGCGCUGCUCAGUGCUCUCGUGAAGACCACGUUGCCGCACUAGAAGGUUUGCCGGGCAGCAGGUAGGCGAUGCUCAGUAAGUGGCAGCUGUUUUCCUAUGAUGUCAUAAUCACUUUGACUCAGUAGCGCACCACAGCUCGCUGGAGAAAUGCUGCACCGGAGCCGAGGGCUGGGAGUGCAGCUGGACCUCGCGCGGGGGAGGCCCUGGGUUUGAUCCUGGCGUACACUAUCCCUUGCUAUAUUACACUACAGUAUAGCAAGGUUUGUGUGAAGUGGCAAGGUGACAGCAGUUGCAGUCCACUUUGGAGAAGAGGACAUAGCUCUUCUUAGCGCCCAGGCUCAGAAUAUUUUAGAGAAUCAAUGAAAAACCAAGUUUAUCACAUUUAGCACAAAAAGACCUAAAAUGUAGGUGUGUCCAGCCUGUCUGGUCAGCACUUGCUCUUGCCAUGGGGCUGACUGUCCUCUGCUGUCUCAGAACCUGUCUCUCAGGGCUGCAGUCUGUACUCUGCUCCUGGGAGAGCUGUGGUCAUGCUGCUUUGUGAAGGACCUGUCACCCUGACUGUACCCUGCCCGUUCACCAGCCCGAUGGUGCCGAGAGGAUUUCCAGGGGUCUGUUUUCAGCUGCACCCACAUCAGCUGACCUUUCGGGGACACCAUCUAAGGAGCUGAUCUUCAGCAUUGAGCUGCUCUAAACUACCCGCUUUAUUGUUUUGUGCUUGUUGAGAUGAAAAGCACAGCCAAGGAGCUUGUCUAAGAUAGCAGUGGACACGUGGGUUGUUCCCGAGUGUGGAGGAGGUGGUGAUGGCUUCUUCAUUCCUCAGUGCCACAUCCGGAGUCAGCAGUGAUACUUCAUGUCUGACCCACACCACAUGAAUCAUGGUUGCCUCUUGUACAGACGAUAAUUGAAGGAGUCUCCAUUAUUUUGUUAUGUAUCUCUGGUCCCAAGAGGCACGUAUUAAAAAAAAUAACAACUUAAAAGGACAGAGUACAAUCUUCAUAUUAAAAUUGUCAAGGUCCAGUAUAUAUGUAAACUUGGAGAGCAUUAAUCAUAUUUGUAUUCAAUAUUUAUCAGUCUUUCCACCCCAUUACCUACACCAGAUAUACUGGAAAGUAAUGGGCGUAUACACAAAAUCAGAUAAAUCUCCGCAACAUGUCUAAAUGGUAAAGACAGUUUGCUUUUGAGAAAUUUGCAUUUUAAAUUUCUAAUUAUGGAGGCAGUUGAAGAUAUAUUCAAAUGGGUGCAAUUGUCACUCAAAAUUCCUUAUAUAUUAUUCAGACAGCAAAAUCUGUGGAGAUAGAAACCACUCAAAGAGUUCCCCAAACUUCACUUUAUGGAACUAGUUCUACAAGCUGUUCCCAAAGUUGCUUUGAGGAAUGGGGGUUUGGAGGUGGGGCUGAGGGUGCGGGUGUGAAAUGCUAUAGUUAAAUCUUGAGAAAGUUAACUUUGGAAAAUGCUGGGCUAAGCAAUUUUGAGCAGAUAGCUCUAACUGCAAGACUUCUCACAUUCUAAAAUAUGCUAAUGUGACUUGAGAGUUUUGGGACUGGGAAUGGUAUGCAAAGUUUCCCAUCCUGUGGCCAGAGGGGAGGAGAAAGUUUGUGUGUGUGUGUGUGUGUGUGUGUGGUGUGUCAGAGAGAGAGAGAGACAGAGAGAGAGAGAGAGAGAAGGAGAGAUGCAUGUUGGUACCUCCAAAGAAUACAGUUUGGUAAAUUCUGAAAAUUUUACACAAAUUAUAUGGAGUUAACAGAGACAACUUCUUCCGAUUGCAGAUAGAAUCCAUUCUCAUUAAAAAGGUAUUAUUCCUAGGAAAAAAAAAUUAGCUUAGGGUUUCAUCUCUGAUAAAAUUCUGGUUAAGGAAACUAUUAUCAUUUAGAAAGUAUUCUGAGUUUUAAAAGUAACAUGUUUUCAUUUUCAACAAAAGUAAAAUUGUGGCCAAGCACAGGUUUGAUGUACCUUUCCUGUGGAUGGUUAAAAGGUAAGUCUUGAAUAUCGUGCAUCUCCCAGCCCUUUAAAUAGGGACAGCCUAGUGUUUGAGAAGCAGAGCAGCAACUUUGGCUACAGCAUAAUUGGUUUUAGUUAAGGUUUUGCUCAUUCGUGUUUUGGUGGAAGGACAUUAGGGAGAAUCUUCUGGUAUUUAGAACUGAUAGGCUCUUGUCAGCGAUUUCCUUUGUACAGGGACAUUUUCUAACAGAUGGACCAGGUCUUCUCUCAGAAGUUUGGUUGUUCAUUGGCUGAAGGCUGACCCACAAAAGGUGCAUUGAUCCUCAUGUAGCUGCAGUAUGUAAUAGUACGCACAAAGAUCAUCCUAGAAUAAACCCUGAGGAGCACCACGAGCAUGUCUUCUCCACCCUUUACAGCUGAGAUUCGAGGUUUCUGUCAGGGUCUUGUUUAACUGCAUUUCUGAGCUCCCACUCUUUGCUUGGGAACAAGUGGCCAAAAUGAAUUUAACUGCGGGGGAUGCUCCCGAUGGCACAGUUAGGCUGGUGCCUGCCUGGCUUUGAGGCAGGCUUGGGAAUUCUUGUCCCUCACUGUCUUGACUCUGACCUCCUCUCUGCAGGUGAUCUUCUCCAGGAGGUCCCCUCCGGCAGGUCCAAGGUCCUAUGGAAAGCCAGCCACGGUGGCAAAGUCCCCUGUAAGUAGUUCUGAUCCCACCUACGGGGACAUGCUCACCAUGGCCCAAAGAUGACCCCGCCAACUGGCCAGGUCACAUCUGAGUUGUGCAUCCACCUCAUCCACGGGGACUUGGGGCCGUGGUGUUCCUGAGAGCGAGGACGUGGAUUCUGGACAGGCAAGACUGUGCCUGCUCCUGCCGUCGUUUCAAGAAGAUGGGACAGGCCUGCCUUUGUCAUCUCUCUCCCCUCCCAGAGGCAUUGUCCUGGGGUUUUCCUCCCUCUGCACUUAGCCACAGGUGAUGGGAACAGUAGACAGGGAGGUAUUGGGUCCUAGGUGCCCGGUCCCCUCUUCCUCCUCCUCACCCAUGGUGACAUUUUAUUAAACGGCUGUCACCCCACCCUCAGUCCUGCACAGGUUGGAGAGCCUGAGAUCCAGGCUUCACCGUAAGAUGUUCAGAGGACUCGCUACGCACGGCUGCCCUAAAUAUGCACGGACUCCCAGGGCCUUCCCAGAGGCCCCUGGGAUGGCACAUGGCAGAAGCCACUCGAUUUCACCUGCACCAAAAAGGGGGAUGUAUCAACUGACGGAACAACAGGCUCCGGGGGGUGGGGUGCAGCUAGGAGUGUGACCUUAGACACCUUCGCGACAGCUGCCUGAAUCCCGCUGACUCCGUGCCCUGCCCCAGCUCAGCUGGGCUUGCCUCCACUGACUUCAUUCCUCGGCCAACUCCCUAGAAGGUGGCAAAGUGGCUGGUGACCCCAGACACACCUUUACCAUUUCCACCCAGCCUGCAGACACUGCUCCUGUCCCCCAGAGUCUCACUGGUGAGAGUCGGUCGGCGUGUUGGAUCCUGCACCAGUCAUUGCCACGGCGUGGGACAGGAGGACAGGGUCUCUCAUCUCCACCAGACCAGCCUGGGGACAGGAGCAGCCCUGGGGCCAUGCAGCCUCCUCCCAGGCCCUUUCUGCCUCCAUAGGAUGCAGACUAAGUUGGACCUCCCCAGAGAAGAGGGCACUGGCCGCCCCAUGGAAGGGAGGCUGCAUCUCCAUUUCCCUCCAGAGCCGGGGCUGUGUUUCCGCCGGCCUGCCUGUCUUCUUCUCCUUACUCUUUUUGCCUUUCCCCCUCCCUCCCUCCCUUCCUUCCACCAAGUUGAAGUGCCCCUUUCAUUUGCUUAUAAAAUAUUCAUCUGUGAUCACAGGUCAGGGCCUGACCAGUGUCCCCACAAUCAUUGCCAAUAUGAAUGCAGUGUUAUGUUUUUUUAAAGACUCGGCCAAGUCGCCAGGUGGAGGGCACCUGCUUGCUGGGACUGAGGUGGGUGAGAGGUAGGAGGUCAUACCUCCUAUCUCGUCAUAUUCGGCGAGCUGUUGGGGAUCACAGUUCCAGGAGUUCACUCACAGGCCGCCGAGCUCAUUCUGUGCAUGGCUAGCCUCUCCCCUUCUCCGUUUCUGAUCCUGGGCCUUCUGUGUGUGCUGCUCUCAGCCUCUUGGUCAUCUUUAAGGUCGUGAUCACACCGAGCUACCGUCUCACGGCAUCUCUGGGGGCUUCAGAGAGGUCUGGAGGUUUGGGUCCCUGUAUUUAGAGGCCCUGACAGCAGCCCCCUUUCUCUGUCCAGGGAAGUCAUUGUCAAUCUUAUCAGGAACCGUGUCCUGUAGAGGGGCAGGUGGGCCUGUGGACUUCCUGAGCUGCUCCCUCUGAGCCGUGCGCAAGUGGCAGGGCUUUGGCUAAAUAGGAAUUUUCCUUUCUAGUUUCCUGUUUUUCCCGUGGACUUUGGCUGAUAGGAGCUGCUGGGUGCGUGAGCUGGUUAAAGAAGUUUUCCUAGGAUUGAAAUGCAGGCCAAACUCCUCGGGUUGGUGGGUUCUGUUGGUGCACCCCCUGGGAAACCAUUCCUCUUUCGACAUAUGGAGGGAAUCUUCCCAGGUCAGUCUAACUCCCGGAGUGGCUGAGGUCGGCCCAGAGUCCUGUGAAGUGCUGGGGGAUGAGAACUUUAGGUUUUAUGAGCUGAGAGUUCGUAUGAAGGAUUUCAGGUUGGUGUGAACAGAACAACAGUGAAAACAGAUUUCCACAGUUUUCACUGAUGAAAUUCAAAGUACAAUGAUAAUAGUAAUUGGGUAUAAUUUGGGGAACACAGAUCUAAUAAGAAGAAUGGAAUCAUUUUUGGGGAAAAAUAACAGUUCGCAUGACUUGGUCUUCUGCCGGCUCAAGUGGUUUGGGGAGUUUUUCUAUAAAGCCACUCUUGGCUCAUGGCCUGUGUGAAGAAGGUAGCCAGCAGGUGCCAGGGUGGUGGGCUCAGCUGCCCAGGUCACAGUCAAUGCCUGUGCGCCAGCUCUAUUUACCAUUGGCCUGUCUGCUCCACAGGAGGGCAGGAAAAGAUUCACCCCCCGCCCCCCGGAAAAAUGUUUCUUCUUCCAGAUGGAGGAGGGGAAAUGGACCAGUGAGUUGAUGGAGCCACUUGAUGAAGGAAUCUCUGGAAUAGAGGAAGUGGUUGGAAGAGUAGUGACCAGACAGGCAUCAGGUGUAUGUCCAAGGUCCAGCUAAAGACUGUCCUCCUUCCUUUCAUAAGGAAGCUUUGAAAUGACCCUGAUUUCCCUCAUCGUCUUCCCCUGGGGUUGUGCAACCUGACUGAUGGUGAGGAACGUCUGAUGGUACCAGUGGUUACAGGGAAGACUGAGAGGAAGGGAGGCCAAGGGGACAGGGAUCGAGAGGACAAAGAAGGAAUCCACCAAUUAUGGGAUGUCCCUGUACAGAUACGGCACAAUGAGUCCUGUGCUAACUGAAAUAAUAAGAGGAGGGAGAUCCGUAGGGAAAGUGGAUCUGGGGGCAGGGAAGUGGGAAGGUACAGGGAAUGAGCUGGAUUAACUAUGUUAUGUGCAUCUAUGAUUAUGGCAUAAUGAAUCCAUACUGUAUAGGUAUGAUGCACCAAUAAAAAAUAAUUAAAAUGAAUGUCCAUGAUGGAAAGAAAGGAGGUUCCUCAUGUUUGGCAGAAAGACUCCUGUGAUUUUCAAUAUUUAAUUUGCUCUUAAAUUUUUUAUCUCCCAAACGUUAGAUAUGGUCAUCUGCGGUUUUUGAUGAAGCUGGUAUAUUGACGGGUCUUAGCCAAGUCCCUCUAUGGAAACUCAACAUUUCAGUCUAUGGUCAGGUAGGGUGUAAGAACGAAGCAGUUGUCUUGAGUUUAAGUUUCUGUUUUAAUCAUAAAAAUUAAAAUUGUGCACGACACACAGGUGGGGCACAUUGUCCAGCGCCUGGCUGUCGGAGAGAAGUUGCUCCUCCAUGUCUGUUUGCUCCCCUCCUUCUGGUGCUGGAGUAAGCUGGGCUUGACCUCAGCACAGAGCCACAUCUGGGCUCCGCUUCUCCCAGCCUCCCCUGGGGACCUGUGCACCUUGUCAUGGAAUCCUGCACGGUGGCCUGGAAGCCGCCCCCAUUUCUAUCAUCCUGCUGUGCAGGAAGGAAAGGGGAGCAGACCCAGCCUCCUGGACCCAGAAAUAAAUGCUCUCUGUUGAGUGUGGUGGCACACACCCCGUCAUCUCCAAACUGCUCCAGGAGCAAGGAGGAAACCGCUGUCCCCAGGGAGGCCUGGACCUUUUCCUGUGACAACUUAACUGUGCUUGCAAAGAGACUGUGUUCUCUUUAUACAUGAAAGUGAGAAGCGUGUCUCCUCCUCUUCCUUCUCCUGCUCCCCCUUUCUGUCCACGAUAGUAAUUUGUAAUUUGCUCUAUUUCCUGCCGGCUUAUGAUUCCAUAAUAUAAUGAGCUUUUUUUUUUUCUGCUUCAACAAAAAACAAUUAAAUUCAAUUUUGUGGCAUGGAUAAGAACAGUCAAAUUAGAAUUCGAAAGCUAUCUGAAGAUUUGUUAUGUUUCCUAAACAAAGCUCAUAUGAUGCUGUUUUUUUUAAAAAAAUAUUUAUUUAGUUGUAGAUGAACACACAGUAUGUUUACUUAUUUUUAUGUGGUGCUGAGGAUUGAACCCAGUGCCUCGCAUGUGCUAGGCAAGCACUUUACCACUGAGCGACAGCCCCAGCCCCAAUGCUGUUGUUUUUUUGUAAUCAUGGAGAAAGCAAAACGCACAGGAAGUGCAUCUUACUACUUUGGUAAGUGAACCUGCAGCACAUUUAUUUGUUUAUUGGGAUUCUUAUAAGAGACUGGAUGAUAGUAUUUAAAUGUAUUUCUUUUGAACUUUCAGAUGAACUUUUCUAAUCGUGUCUAGUUUCAGAGGAGGAAUGGCUGAACUGGAGUGUGAUACCUACAUGCGGCACAAAAUUAUAAACUGUACAAGAAGCAACCAAACCAGUGCAGAAGCCGCUGCAGGUACUGGUUCCCUAGCCAAAGAGGGCUGUCGGCUGUUGACCAGAUCCCUCCUGCCCCCAAGGGUUGACAUCUUGCAGAAGGCUAAUUUCUAGGUGGAGUCUCCUCAAGGGUGGUCACAGGGAAGAGUCUCAUGAGAACUUCGAACCUCUGACAUUAAAGAAUUUUUGGCAGGACCCAGAUAAGUUCUGGGCCACGUGGGCCGUCCCUGUGGUGGUGAAGACUGGGUUUGAAUUCAGCACCCCCCGCUCACCGCCCUCUCUCAGCCUCUUGGCCUCAUCCGUGAGCUGCUGUAGCGGGAACCCCUUACUCAGGCUGCUGGGAAGCCCAAGGGAUUUGAGCGUGGGUUCUCCUGGUGACAGUCCCUCACCCCAGGGCUGGACCCCAGAGCGUCCCUCCUUGGCCUCUGCUGCUCUCGGCACACCCAGGCAGAGCCCCUGCUGGGCCUGCUCCAGCCGCCUCACACCGUCCUCGGCUCUGACUCCAUCUGCCGCAGGUAGGUACCAGGGGAAGGUCAUUAGCACUCAGGACAGAGCCCAGGGAGACGACACAGCCCCAGCCAGCUCUAUGCGACCUGAGGACAACGAGGACCUGCGGCUGCUUCCAAGUGAGACCCUGGAGAGGCGGCCAGACCUUCAGACACGGUGAUGCCCUCCAGCAGGAGAGGCUUAGAGAGCCACUUAGAAAGACCUGGAGUUACCCAAGGAAACGGAUGCGGAAGGGUCUUUCAGGAAAGAAGGAGAGAGACUCUUCAUUCCCUGCCCCGGGUCGGUCACCAAGGCAAUGUCUGGCCUCCUAGGACAGAGACAGGACCCCAGGGUAAACAGCUGGGAACCCCAGAUCACGAAGACUGACCUUCAGCCUCCUUGAUAACGGUGGGUAGCCUCAAGGUAGAAAUGGCCCAGAUUUAGGACAGUGAAGUCCCUCUGCACAUCUGAGUGCACAGAGUGCCAUCCACGUUCACGGCACACAUUUAAGGCUUGGUGUUGGUAGAGGUUUCUGGAGAGGGGGGGUGUAUCCGGUAGGAUACCGUGUGACACUGUUUUCCUUACAACCAAUUCUGGUUUCUGUUGUGGUGAAAUUUUAUUAUGUGUGGGACUUUUGUCCAUGAUAUUGAAGGGACACCGCUGUCAGGCAGAAGGACGAGUUAAGAUGGGGGUUGGCAUCCGUCACGUCACCCUCACAGAGACCUGCUGUGUGUCAAACACUGUGUUGGGGUUAGAGGUCCCAGGUCAGAAGGACAUGGCCUUGGCCCUUGUCAAUGGAGCUCACGUUCUGAUGCUCUGGAGCAGGCAGGAUCUCUAGCCGUCCCCAGGUCAGGUCUCAGGCUCGUGGCUGGACACAGGCUGGGGUGUGGGAAAUGUGGUCAGCUCAGGGAAAGGGUGCACUUGGAUCCCCCUCCUGCAGACACAAGACCAUGGUCCGUGGCAACUCCUCCUUCCCUGCGGCAUCUACUCCUCACCCCUUCCGUAUUCUGGGGUGGGGCACGUCACCAUUGCAUGAUCUGUUUAGACUGAACCGCUGACUUUACAGUGAUCUCCAUCCACACAGAAGUUGUGGGAAUAGCAGGAGCACUGAUCUCUGCUUCUGUUCCGUGUCAGUGGAAGACAGUUGUUAGGAAGAUGCACUGGGUCUAGUGUCACCUUAAUUACGGGUUCAGGAAGGCAGGUUCCCCUGUAUAGUGUUAGGCUUAACGCCACGGGCUCCUCCGAUUUGUUCCCAUGAAUCACCUUCUGGCACCCACAGAAAUCAGGUGACAAACAGGACUAAUGUGACAUUCGCACAAAACACUGCAUUACUUCCAUGCGGUUGACCCUAUUCCAGUGACACCAAGCCAAAUCAGGUUAUUGAGGGGUGAGUGGUGAUUUAACACCCCGAUUUGUAGGUGGUUUUGUCUGAGCCUGGCGUAUUAUUUACACCAUUCACGGUGGGUUCAAAGAUGUAUUAGGUGCACAGUUUGUUUGGUGUGGCCGCCCAUCUCUCCCCAUACCCACAGAAAUACACUCCUGAAUGAAUCGCCACUCUCUCCGCGGAGGACGCCCUGGACCAUCUUCCUACCAGGUUCUGAAUGAUGACAUGAUUUUUUUUUGAUAACUGAUAUUUUUUGAUAACUCAAGAGUUACCAUAAAGCAACAUGCAUUAUGAGACUUGAAGAACCAAGACUUAGAAGAAGGCAGAGUAUCAUCCAAGCCCAGGAAAACUUGAUAGUUGCCUAAUAUUACUAUAAAGGGAGGCUGAGGUCCUCUCUGAACUGGAGUCAGUCUCUUUGGGAGCAAGCACCUUUCUGCCUGAGUCCUCUUCUCCAUGUAACUUGGGAGCAGUUUUGAAUCUUGAGGCUCAGCUCACUGUUAUCCCUGGGAAGCCCUGUGUUGCCGAGAGCAGCCCCUUCUGAACCACCCACUCCAUCACCCUGUGGGGUGCUGUCUGCUCUUUGUCUUCCUGUAUCUUCCUGCAGGCCACUCUCUCUGCCCCAGGUGUACGUAUGAUCACCUAGGACCAGCUCCUAUUGUAGCUAGCUUCCCUUGUGCGUGGAGUACACAAUGGCUAUUGAAAAAAAAGAAACAUACAAAAGAUUAUCCUUAGGAAGAGGAGAUACGGCCACCUUCUAACUUUUGCCCUCUGUGCAGGUGCAAUGGUGGAACCCAGGCAAUCACAUUACACCCUGAGGUAGAAGCCAAGUGUUUGGAAUGGUGAACUACAAAUACAGGUCCCCAAUCAAUCCAUAAAACUGCCUUAUUGUUUCUGAAGAGUCAAUCUCUGACCUUCUUCAAUGUGAGAAAUACAGAAACUUUUUAAGGCACAAUCAGCCUUCAAUACACAUAGCAACCAGUCCAGCAUAUGCACCUGACCCACCCAUCCAGGACAGAGGCCAGUGGCAAAGAACUCUGGUGGCUUCCAUGGUAUAAACCAGCUGAUUUGCAGCCAUGGUUAAGGCUGGGCUGUUGAAUCUUCUGCCACUUGCAGCUAAACCUGAUUCUACUAUCAUGCCCUGUUUAUUCCAUGCCCUUAGUUAUGGUCUAUUAUCAUCUUUUCAUUCUUCUUGUUUAUUAUCCUCUGAUCCUUAACAUGGAAUCUCCAGGAGGGCAGAGAUCUCUGGGUCUGUCAUUAGAACGCUUCUCGGCUGCAUGUUCGAAGAAUGAAUGAACUAAUUCUUUAAUUUUUUUUAUUGCGAGAUAAAAUAUUUUGAGAAUUGCAAAUCUGGAGGAGUAAAAUGAAUUCUAUUUGGAGGACUAGGGCUGGCAGAGGAAUUGACAAAAGUUUUUCUUUUCUUUUCUUUUUUUUUCCCUCCCAGACUUAAAAAAAAAAAAAAAAAGAAAAAACCUGAUGAAAUUAGCGGUAGAUAAAAAUUCAUUUCCAGAUUCUAACAAGGACUCACAAACAAUGGAGAACAUAUAAAUAGAGAAGCAGCUUUAUUAAUAAUCCUUUGCGACUCCGUUCGUGAUCUUCUGGUGACAACCCUACCGGAGGCGCUCUUUAUCAGCCACCGAGGCAAUUUAGAUGCUGUCACAUGCCUUUCUUGAUAUAUACGUAUUAGACAUAAAGCAGUUUUCUCUUCUUUGGCUUAUUUUAGUAUAUAAUUAAAACUGUGACUGUCUGCUACUAAGCAACGGAGCAUGGCCGAGGUUGAUCACAUCCUAUCACAAAGAUAGAAAGAGGAAAAAUAAUAAAAAUAAUCAUACACAUUCCUGCUAUCGGCCUUCAGAUCUUAAUUAUGUUUUAACUCCUUUGUUAGACCAAAGGCACUGCCUGUUGGCAUUUAAAGAACACCCUCACUUUUCUGCCGGAGUUCAAUCUAGUUCUUUAAUUUGGAUCCCAGUCCAUUUGUGGAAUUCUUUGGGUGGCAUUUAAGGUCAUUAGGGGUGAUGGAUGCUGAGAUAGGAGUCGGGCGGUGCAGUUUCCAUUCAGCCAUCAAACUGGGCAGGUGCGUGCAGGGCGCAACCAGGUUCCAGACUCUGAAAACGGAGGCUGGGGCGGGGUGCGUGGGAGCUGGGGAGGUGGGUCUGCACCCCCGGAGGGUGGGCGAGUGCCCACCAGCACCCAGCAGCCCCCACCCUUCUCCUGGGGGCCCACCUCUGCAGCCCAGCCUCAAGUGCACGUUCACAGUGUCUCUUUUAAACUUGCUGGAAGUGGACCAGCUCUGGACAUGCUCAGAGGAGCCCCCAUACUUCUGUUCUGGCUCCUCCUCCUUCAGCUCCCCAACACGGCUAUAGGUGAGCUUACUCACUGCCUGCUCACCCCUCUGUGACUGACUCCCAGGCCCUACUGUGUUCUGAGCACCCUUCGGGGUUCCAGGGCCAUUGCCGUGAGCAACACUUGCACAGCUGCUCGGGCAGAUCUGCUGGGCUUGGUGCAAGGUUAAGCCUGAAACCCUCUCCCCAGGCCAUUGGCUCUUCACGCCAACCAUUAACAAGCAACAGAACAUGCCCCGUGGCAGAGCCAGACUCCAGCCCCACCUGUGCCUGGCAUCCUUUCUACCCCUCACUAGCCAUUGAGCAUGUCACUUAAUGUCACCCACCUGCAUUUCUUUAUCUGUAAACCAGGACCCUAUCUUAUGGGUUGUGGGGAGAGUAGUGAUAUAAUGAACGAGUCCCUUCUGCAGCACGGAUUGGCACUUGAUCAGCUUUACAGGUUAGUAAGGAAAGUCACAGAGGCCACAACUGGCCCCUACCUAUUCUUCUGCUGAAAAGGGGGAAUCCACAAGCACCCCGAGUCUGUGCCUCAUGGGGAGCCCUUGGUCUUGCUUCAGUCUUCUAGCAGGUUGCUCCUAGAGGGCCAGUUUCCUUCUCUACAGUCUGGGCAGGGCCAUGCCAAGCUGUGCCCCCGUCUGCCCUACUGUCUUGAGGCACCUAGACCUGCUCUGAAAGCCUGGGGUGGGGGGUUUCACCGUCUCCACGUCAACGUGCUGAGAGUCGUGUCUGCCUGGCUCCCACACGAGGCUGUCGGGCUAACUUGUCAGCUUGCCACAGAACCGCUGGCCGCCGGACACCUGGGUGGUGAUCCUGCGGUCCUGGCCAGCCGGUCCCCUUGGGCAGGUGGUUGCUUUUGCCGGUUUGCCUCUUAGAAGAAGAAUAGAAGCAGCAGCUAGAACCUGAAGCCCUCUGCUGUUCCAGACGCUCGGCGGAUGCUUGAGUUGGGGGUGAAACACUCAAAAAGCCUGGAACAGAAUUUGAGGCUAGUGAGCUGGACUGGAAGGGAGUUAUCUAAACGAGGAGCAUCUCAGCCAAGCCAUAGCCAGGCAUCAGCACGUCUUAAGGAUACUGAGGCAUGGCCCCAAGCCCUUUCUGCUUGCUCUCCAGGGUCACCUCCUGGGGUUCCCAAUAACCUAUCGUGGUGGGUUCCAUCAUGCAAUUUGGAAAACAGUUCAUCCUGGAGAAGUCUCCUAACUACAAAAGGGACAUGGUGGCUUCUUUAACUCAGCUCAAGGGAUUCUAUCCCACCCUCGAUUUGCACAGAUCAGCACAGGUCCUCCAUCUACUGACCAAGGGCAGGGACAUGGCCCUUCUCUUCCAGAAUCAGCUGUGGGAUGGUCUCACCCAUAGAUUUCUGACCACAUUAGAUACUCAAGAAACCAAGUCAACCCAAGUUUCUCCUGGUGGGUUGGUAGAGGGAUGACAAUUGGUCCCUGUCACAGUCACACAAGGACUUGGAGAAACAUGCAAUUGGGGAGGCAGUCAGAGCUGCCCCAAACUUUUAGGAAAUACGUCUCUGCACGCAAACUAUAUAAAUUUCUAGUGUCCCCGGGGCAGAGAAGAGAAUUCUUAAGAGUGCAUCAUCUCCCCCACGCUCUCACAAUCCUCCUUUGUAUUAAGCCGAAGCUGACGUGGCCCCUCGUCUCUGUCCACAUCUGCACUCUGCCUGGCCCUGCGUCUGCGUGCCCAGCCCCUGGUACCGUGUUCAUUCCUCUAUAGCACAGAAAGAUCCACCGCCAGCCAUCCCAGAACGAGAGCCGGAAGGGGACGGGGACAGCUGGUGAUCGGCUCCCUGAGCCUGCAGUCCAUCCUGGGCUGGUCACUUGUAAGCAGGACAAAUACCCUGCAAGACUAAAAUGCACUGUGAGAGGGCCACCUGUUGCCAUGUGCUGUUAUUUUUGGUGAUCUCUGGGAUUUAAUUUUCUACAUAGUGUAUCUACUCCUGGUAUCUGCACCGUCAACUCUUCAAUAGAUAGUCGUAAUGGUUUAGCUAUGAGGUGUCCCCAAAAGCUCAUACGGGAGACAAUGCAAGGGAGUUAAGAGGUGAAAUGAUCGGGUUAUGAGAGCCUUAACCUAAUCGGCACAUUAAUCUCCUGAUAGGGAUUAGCUGGGUUUAACUAGGAAGGUAGGGUGUGGCUGGAGGAGGUGGAUCACUGGGGUGGCCCUUGGGGCUUAUAUUUGUCCCUGGUGAGUACAGCACUCUCUCUCUCUCUCUGCUUCCUAGUGCCAUGUCCUGAGCUGCUCUCCUUCUCCACACCCUUCCGCCAUCAUGUUCUGUCUCACCUGGACCCAGAGCAAUGGAGCUGGCCACCCAUGGACAGAGACCUCGGAAACCAUGAGCCCCCAAAUAAACUUUUUCUCCAAAAAUCAUUCUCGUCAAGUCUUUUGGUCACAGCAGUGUAAAAGUUGACUGAAACAAGCGUUAAGCAUCAGCUCUAUCACACCGACAUCCAGUGAGGACUUCCCGGGAGAGCGGUGCACAGGUCACUCUAGUAGAAGUAGCUCCCUCUCCAUCUCCUGGUGAGUGGAGCUCCCCAGUCACUUGGCACCAGGCUUCUCCAGGUCCAUGUCUCUGGCACCCUGAGGCUGGCCCUUUGAAAAGCAGAUUUUCAGCAGGAUCUGUGGCUUUCUGCUUGUCCUCGAUCGGUCCUGUGGCACUUACAGGACAAGAAACAGCCUCCUCUGUGCCCUGGCAGUUUCAGGCAGAAGUGGUCCUGACCCAUGUGCACAUUUUAACACUUUCUCCAGACCUGGCCACGAAAUGAUCAACCAAAUUGGUUCCUUAGGAAACCGAUUUCCUUUCUGAGCAUCUUCUCUUGCCGUCCAACGUACGUUUUAACCACUUUCCCCCCCACUUCCUUCCCCUCCCGGGGCGCUGAGCUCCGAGGCCGGCCACCGUGCAGGAAAGCAUUACCGCGGUAGCUGGUAGUUGUAGCUUCGCCAAAAGGCCCUGCUUUUGCUCUGGGGCAAACUUGUUAAGAUUGGGAGCUCCGCCAGGGUCAUCUGUCCAAGAGCGCUGUGAAAGCCUCCUGGGAUGUUCAUCUAGCCACGGUCUAAUUAAUUUUCAAACGGACAAAAUAGCUUCUUGGGCCGCAUAACAAGCAUUUUCAUUCAUCUCCGCGAGGCUGGAUUUGGCUCCGAGCAGGGUCACGAGGAACUCUAAUGGCUGCUUCCCUCCUUUGUGUGUCCCCAGGAGAGCUUGCGUUGAUGUCAACAAAGCAAGAUCUAUGCUUCAGGCGAUUGGAGUGGGUUCAGCUUCCAGAGAGCCAAGUUCUUUGACUUCGCUGAGAAGGAAAGGGUGCCCAUGGGAACCACCUCUGUGCAGGGGAGUCUGAGCCUGGGAUGCCCACCUGGGUCAGCCAGCGUCCAUCACAGUAACGGAACGCCCGAGACGUGGAAACCCAGACCACAGAGAUGAGCAAAGUAGCCCAAGGACCUGCUGCUCACGGGAAGUUGCACUGGGAUUUGUACUCGGGACUUGGAACUCAUCCGACUCCACGUGACCUCCACCCUUCGGCUCUCAAAGGGAUAAGUACCUUACCCCACUGCAGCGCUAAGGCUGGGCCCUGCUCUGUGAUCCAACCCACACACUGCACAAAGAGAGGGUGGCCGGUUCUCACUGAUGCCCUUUGCACAUGUGAACAUCUCUGCUGUCUCUCCCUGCUCCUAAUAACCUAGUGACACUGUGUCAUGUGCAGUUGCUCGGGAAUGAUCCACCCCAAGAGGCCCCUGCCUUAUGAGCAUGGGAUUUUCCACCCUGGGCUCUUCUCCUUUGCUCUGUGUCAGACCCUCUUGGUGUGGCGGUGAAUGCAGACUCCUGGGAUCACCAUUUCUGAGUGCAUAGAGUAAAGUGCAAAGGUCACCAGUCUUACUGAGCACAGCUUAAUUUAUGAACCCAGGUUAAGUUAGCUCAAGCACGAGAACAAAACUACAGCAGGCUGGGUGUAGGGAGGGGUGAGUUUAUUGGCUUAAAGCGAGGAGGGGUGUCAGCAAACCAUGGCCCUGGCCCCCAUCUCACCAGCUACCUUUCUUGUGAAGUUUAUUGUAAACUAUUAUUUCCACUCAUCUGUAUCUCACCUGUGGCUUUUUUCCUAAGGAGCUAAACUGCAAACAUUCUCCCAUUUUCUUUGCAAAGCAGAUGUGUCUCCCUUGCUGCGCCCGAGACCGCUUUCCAGCUGGGCUAGGGCUGUGCGGGUGGUAGAGCAUCUGCCUGGUAGGGUGAAGCCCUGGGUUUCAUCCUCAGCCCCCCCAAAACACAGAAGAGAUGAACCUUCCAGGAUUCCUUGGGGCUCCAAGCAUUUGCCCAAGGUGUCGGACAUGGCUGCUGUUGAGGUCCGACCAGUGACGGGCUUCACUUUAGGACCCUUCUCGCCAGGCCUAGAACUGGGGAGGCAAGUCCAUCCUUCUUCUGUUGGUUAAUCCGAGGGUGCCCAAUUGUUACCUCACAGAAGCCGACUCUGACCCAGGACCACUCUCAGUUAACCCCCAAUUUAAGUGUGUGAAGAGGUCCCAGGAUUGCCACGGAGACGGAAAUGGACACAGAUUCAACAACCUCCUUAUUACAGAAGUGGAGCCAACGGGUUCUGAAGGGUCUAAAAGAAAACAGCGUCUCAGUUCCAUUUCUGUAAUAGGAACGGAAACAAAGGUGGGGGAAUCUGCUAACGCCCGUCCAGACCCGGCCUGGGAGGAGUGCAGAAAUCCAGACCGUCCAACAAGCCGACCCCUUGUUGUUAUGAAGACGGAAACCGCGGCCUCAGUCCCAGAGGGGCAGAGUCUCACUGCUUGUGUGACGGCUGAAAACACACUGAUUAAGAGAGACCUGGGAAGCGGAUUCUGGAAGAAUCCAAUGAAAUGGAUUGCCACAGGUUGGGAAGAUUGAAGGAGUGAAAGAGGCAAUUACGUUCUCAUUGAACAAGACGCAACUCAAAACUGGGGUCCUCCUGAAGCAGGGGAGAAGACACUGCACCCGUGACAUCUUCCUUGGAACGUCAACUCUCCUCCAGGGUGAAUAAUUUAACAUAUUUUUCUUUUGAAACAAAUACGGAUGUAUCAUGAAGGAGAGUGUCAAUUUUGCAUGAAUUUUUAAGAACGGGACUGGAUUAUUCAGUCACUCUCUCAUUGUGGCUGUGACUGUGGGUUAGACCUCACUACACCGUGCUUCAGAGGCACGCUGGCUUCAAGGCCCAUGACUGCCACAGGAGCCCUCACUGUCCUGUCCACCACGUCGGCUUCCCUUGGGCUUCCUCUAUAGGAACGCCAUCUCUGCCCCAUGAUGAUGGUGGUCAUCCAUUUCCAAGCAGGAAGAGCCACCGUGGCUGGUCCCAUGUUGACCUGUGACAGGAGAUUAUCCAGACAGUGGCGGUCCAGUGGGUGACAUAGCCUGCCCACCAGUGGAGGUCAGUCUGCCGCCGGAGGGGAUUCCGGGCAAAACCAGCCCUCGCUCACUGUGAGCCUUCAGAGAAGCGGCUCCCUGACCUCCUGGGGCACAGGGGCGUGCUGGCCCUCCCUGUAGGUGCCUGUGGCAAAGGCGAAAGCUUUCCCUUGGUCUGUCCUCUGGGCGGGCGGAGGAUGACCACGGGGAAGAGGCCACUGCUGCAGCACACGUCCCCUGGCACUAGCUCUAGCCCUCGUAGAACUUCUGCCCUGGCCCCCGGGAUCUGUACUGGAGUUUGAGAACAAUGACUUUUUUCCGAGAAGUCAAGGACAUGACACGGGGUGAGCGGUCCACCUCCCAGUAUCUCCCAAAGGCUUGUGACUUAAGAUUCCCGGCUCAGUGUUUCCAACAAACAUCAUGAACCACAGGGACUUUAAUUCCCCCCUUAAAAUGACAAUAGGCACUUUGAUUACCAAGUCAGAUCAGGCUAAGCCAGAAGGAGCAAAUCAAACUGUCAGAGUCCUGGGGACUUGCCCAGGCACGUCCUCAAGUGCUUAGGAGCCUCACCCCAGGGAUCCUCGGAGCAGACAGACCUGGGUGGUCAGGACGUGCCCCUCUCCAGAACUGAUCUUCCUGGAAGCUCACUGAAGGCUCUGAGAAGUCCUGCAGGCAGGGGCCCUUUGGCUUUGCUGCAUGUGGUCCCUCUCACCCUGGUUGACAGCUGCUGUGACCACCCUGAAGUUUGGUCACCUGUGAGUUCCCUGAAGGAUUUCUGAGAAGAACGGUGUUUUCAAGCCCAAGAACGAGAAGUUUGGGAGGCUUGGGCUCCUCCUCUUCUCUGCAGAGCUUAAGGGCGGAGUUCAAAAUGCACCGAACUGUCACAGCAGAGAAGGACAGUGCUGCACAGUGCUCCAGGACUGCGCUGGGCAGAGGUCAGUAGCCAGGUCCCCAGAGGAAACCGGGAACUGAACCCCGAGUCCAGCCUUGGAGAUGAAAGUCACCUGCCUUCCUACCUUCCUUCCUCUCUGUAGGGUCGCUGGGAUCCUUCAACUCUUUCCUCCAGAUGAUGUAGAAGAUUAGAAAGGAGCAAAAAUUGAACAGGAUCCCGGUUUUUCAGGUGCCCUCAUCGCGCGCCCACUGAAAUGGCCCUGGAGAUGAAGUCGCCCCCACCUCCCUUACCCCUGUUUCCGGCUCGCCCGACCAGCUCUGCCACCUGUGACAUCCGAGCAGAGGUGCCAGCCUGGGCGAGGAGUGGGCUGUCCCUGCGGACGCCCCGCCCUCGCAGCCCUGCGCCCCACCAUGCCCCUUCCUUGGCUGCUCAAGCUACGCGGCCUCAUUGCCUUCCCUGGGCUGAUGAGGGAAACCGUUCCCAGGGACGGGCAUCGCAGUGCUGAGGGGGCUCCUCUGGGCUCUCCAGGCCGUGCCCAGCCCUUUACAGACCCCAUUUCCUGUCGUCUUCCUGCACAUGUGCGACACACUCACUGUCACCUAAACGUGUCUUGCUAUUUGUCAACGGAGGAGCAGAGACUUGGGACCCGUGAGCAGGCUGCUCAGGGCCAAGGUUGGGAGCUGCGGGCAAUAGUGAGAGGACUGACCCGCCUCCUUAGGAUGGACGUCCUGGAAGUCAGGGGCUGAGGCUUUAAGGAGGAACCAACAGAGGGAAUUAGAGGGAAUUCCCUUUUCUGUGGAAAAUGACUUGGGAGCUCUUCCUCUUCUGACCACACUGGCUGUACGUGGAAAGAAUUCCGUGUGAGUGUGUGCAUGAGUGUGUGUGCAAGCACUCAUGUGAGUACGCGUGUGUGGGGAUGUGUGUAGGUCCGUGUGUGCACAUGUUUCUGUGAGUGUGUGCGUGUCUGUGAGUGUGAGUACUUUGUGUGCGUGUGUGAGAGUGCAUGUGUGUGUGUGCAUGUGAGCAUGUUUGUGUUUGAGAGUGUGCUUGUGUGUGUGUAUGUGUGUGUGUGUGUGUGCACAUGGGGGGUAGAAGGGAAACAAGAAAGUGAGGAUACGUUCCACAGCAAGGAGCAACCACACGCCCCUCCUGCCCUCACAGUGAGCCAGGUGUGUUUUUGAUUCAGUGUAAAACGUGCAUGGUUUUUCGUGUGGAGCUCCUUUUAUUUCUAUUUGACGUGUCCACUUUUCAAGAAGGACACUAGCAUGUGGCCUGUCCUUCAGCCUCGUCAACCUUCUGCUGCUUUGAUGAUCAUUUGCUCUCUUUUAAUAAAUUUUGUCUGUCCAAUGAACGUGAGGGGUUCACCCCCCCCCCCCCGCCCCCGUGAAGCCCCUGCGGCACACUGGACACGGGGAUACAGAGGAGCAGUACGGAAGCCGAGCCUGGCCCCUCAAGCGCUCGCCUGCAAGCCUCAAAUCCUCUCUGGCCUUCUCUAAUCCAUUGUCACUAAGGAUCCACAUGGUUCUCCAUCCAAGAGCUCCAAGGACGCCUCAGAUUGUGGCAAUGUUAACAGGGGAAGCGACUGCCAAUACUGCACCUUUUAUUAUCUUGGGAUUGUUUUCAAGUGAGUGAAAUAACUGGGCUCCAGCCUGCACCUGUUAAUGGGGCUUCUGAAGGCACUUCUGCAGGUCUUUGUUUGGAAGUGGUGAUCUUGUCCUGCAGACGAGCUGGCCGCUGAGACUUCCUGCCGUGUGAGGGUAAAGCCUGGGAGACGGUUCCUUUUUAAUAACCAUUUUCAAAGCAACUUAUGAAAUCGUCAUCAGCUUUUUAAAAGAAGUAGUCCUUAUCAAGGGGGAGGAAAGCCUAUGAGAUCCGUACCUGUCUAGGCACCAGGUGGGAGGUGAGAGGUGACAGGUCCACCGGGGACCCAUGCCUGGGAAGCAGUACUCCGAAGGCAGCCUGUUAGAAGACACGUCUUUUAUUUUUACCAACCUCGAGUUUCUGUUCUUCCAACAAUCUAUUGUUGCUGAGUGGAAGGUGGAAUAGACUGAGCUUUCUACAAAUGGACUCUUUGCACUGUAACCCCGAGAGUUCAGAUGAGAACCGUCAUCCGCAGCCAGCCCCCGGGUGCAGGUAACUUGAUUUCAUCAUGAAGUUGUUUUGAGUCUGCCAGCACAGAGCAGAGACGACGGAUGAUUUAUGACGGCCUCUGUGUUCGGUUGGUUCUUUUGAUCUUUCAGUUGGGAACAUUUAUGGGACUAAUUUCAUUUCUUACUGCAAAAUCUAUGCCACACUUUGGUUUGUGCCGUGCAUUCCAAAAGUGAUCCAAAUUGAUUGGGUGAAGUCAGAACUCUCUGGACUCAGCAUCUUAUCAUUUCACUUUGUCCACGGAUUCUGAAUGGGUUCGGUGCACAACUAAAGGGCGUUUGAGUCUCAGGUUCAAUUUAGUUUAACUUUCUCAUCUUAAAAGAAGAUUAUAGGGGCUGGGGAUGUGGCUCAAGGGGUAGUGCGCUCGCCUGGCAUGUGUGCGGCCCAGGUUCAAUCCUCAUCACCACAUACAAACAAAGAUGUUGUGUCCGCCGAAAACUAAAAAAUAAAUCUUAAAAAAAAGAGAAGAUUGUAGCUGCUUCCAAUGACAUAGCAGCUGUUAUUUUUAAAGAGUUGUUUUAAUGUUUUUUUAUUGUUGUUUUUUUAUUCUGGACAUGGAGGAAAGAACCAAAUGGAUUCAUUUCUUGGGAAGAAAACUUUGGCCUGGUAUUUUCGUCUGGUUACCUUGAAUUAAGAAAAAGGUGGAGGAAUUAGAUGUAAGCUCCCUCUUGUUGGCGUCUACCGAUUCUAAAGCAUCUUACUAUGAGUUCAGAACUGCAAAUCUCAUCUCAUCAUCUCUUCUCUGAAGUUUAUUCCUUAAAUCUUUCAGUGAAAACUACCAAAUAAUUUCCCGUCUCCAGGGCCGGGAACCUUCUAAUAAUUCCAUCCCUCCUUUUAUCUCUGCAGCCCCGGAUUUCUCAUUGCUCCACGGCUCUGCGCUGCCAUUGCUCUGCGUUCACCUCUGGGAGGCAGUGUUCACAGUGAUGGCAAAUUUCAGUCACGCCCUUGCUGUCCCAUCCUCCUGCUUCUUUUUGACUCCAUGACAAUCCGUGGCUCCCAGCAAAAAUCUAGCCGCCUCUGCUUGUCCUUCGAAGCAAAAUACGUUGUCCCCUUCCAGCUCUCACUGUCCCUUUGUGUCUCUGCCCGCUCUGUGCUUGUGGACCCUUCCUCCUAGAAUGCCCUCCCUCUCUUCCUCUUCUGGUCUUCAUUGAGCUACUCACACUGGCUGGUUUAGGCCCUCCUUCCUGCCCUUUCCCCAACCAUGGCACCCAUACUGGCCCAUCCCUCAUUUCGGACCUGCCGUAGUCCCACCGGGGUCCAUGGGAAGGCUCUCUGACUUCCUCAGCUAGAUUAGCUCCCCCUCCUGAAUCUCAUACUGUCCUUAUUUUCCCACAGUGACUCGCACGAGCCUGGACUUUAGAGCAGGUGCUUCACGUUCACUGAUGGAUCUGGACCAUGAUGUUCCUGGGUUGCACCGAGAUGCGAGGUAAACACCGUGUUUGCUGAUAUUUUUUCAUGGUUUAUGUUCUUGGCUUCUGCAAGUCCCCUGGUUCCAUUUGCCACAAAUUGAAAGUGAGGCAGGCAUGCUCUUCCUGGGGGGACGCUGGUGGAUUAUGGUAGAUGAGCAUCCCCAGGGCUCCGUUGGGACAUGUCUUCCCAGGUGCUGUGGGGGACUGGAAAAGGAGGCAGUUGGCCACAGGCUAAGUUCAGAGGUCAGCAGAGCAAGGCCACUGCGGCCAGGCAGUCCCCGCAGUCCUCCCAGCCAGGUUUUCCUUUGCUCCAACCUGGAAGUUCUGCGUGGGAUCCCUGAGAGAUGGGUACAUGGAAGGGCAAAGGAAAGCGGCAGAAUGUCUGUUACCAUUGCCUGGGGACUGGACCCCGCCGUCCUGUGGAAUCUGCAGUCCUGCUGGCCCGGGAAGACUUUGGAUUUGCCUUCCAGAGAGGACUGCCUACGUGAAGCAAUGCUCCCCUUCCGCCUCGUGCAAAUCUCCAAUCUCAACAUUGACCAAAAGAAGGCUGCAGAGGAGAGUGAGACGUGGGAAUCCAGUGUGGGACUCCCCCCGUCUGUGCCACAGGUGGGGCAGGAGCGGGCCGGGCGAGCAUCAGUGGAGCAGCGGGGGUUCAGCCUGCGGUGGGGUGACAGGGGUGAGAGGGUGCAGGAACAGGCCAGGGAUGCUACUCAGCCAGGGUCUGCCGAGGUACAGAGACACAGGAUGAAACUCGCCAUGUCCGAAGGCUGGCGAGCACAGCCACAUUUUGAGGCACAGUGUCUCUCAGAAGGACCUAGAGCACAGGCAUCUUGGAACAAAAUGGUCGUUUUAUGUCGGCUCCCAGCUGUUGUGUGCUCAAUGAGCUAUAGUGGCCAUGGCCUCUCACCGUCAGAAAUCCUAUUUUCAGAAAGAAGUUAAAAAAUAGUCAGUAGAAGGGAACAAAGUAUUGUCACGGAAAUGACCAGCUCUGAAAGUUUGGGAGUUCACAGCAGUGAGAGGGGAAGACAUCAGUUUGGAAUAAUUUUCAGCGACUGGGGACAUAUUCCUUUGGGAAGGGCUAGUGAUCUCGUCAGGGGACGCUCCCUGCUGCACUCUGGGCACAGUUAACAGUCCCUGUUAACCGUGAGCUCCUAGAACACAGAACUCCGCGGCACUCAGCCAUUCCUUCCCCUUAGCCAUUUCUCCCUAGGUCUCCCUACCUCCAGCCCCGUCUUGUCUGUCCUGCUGAAGUCAAGAUUUCCUGGUGGUUAGAGAGGCCCCUCCGCCACGGAGGGCACUGUUCUCCCAAAGUCUAAAGGGUGGCCGACCGCAGGGUCUUGAGCACAUCUGGUGCCUGGUCACCACACACACGUUCUCCACUCGGCUUUUAAUCCUCCUACAACAUCCAGUGGGAGGAAAAUGCCUUGUUUGCUAAGAUCAUGGAAUGUGCCAACCUUAUGUUGGCCUGAGUGAUGCCAAGGGAGGCCGAGUCUCUUUGGAGGUCUGUGUUGGAUAGCUUGGAGUGACAGAAGCUGGUGUCCUCUGAGCUCCGGGCACCAGCACGUGGGCAGGUUGACACACUGGAAGGGCAGCCUGCUCUGGAGGUCAUGGUGCACGGCCAUCAUCCCCUGCCUGUGCUUUCUCUCUUAGCAUGAACGAUGCUGAUUCACUGCAGUUAAAGCUCAGACUUCCUGAUGGACAGGCAGUGAGCACGACUGGGCCCCGUGUCAUCACCAGCUCCUGGAGCAGGCGCUUAACACGCACGGGGGGAGGGGCAGUUCCAAAAGUGCCCUGGACAUUUGUAAAAUAGGUGCUCUACGCCCAUCUUAACCAGGCAGCCUGCGACCCUGCAGAUGGCUCUGCUAAGCAUGAAUCAGGCCACGGAGGCACUUUUAUUUGCUAUAAUUUUCUUUGAGGUUGAAUGUUCAUAAUGAUUUAUUUCGGUAGUUAGCUAAAAUAUUUGCAUCCUAUUUAGACAGAGGAAUAGAGAGGGCAGCCUUCUGGACAUUGAAGGAUGGAAAUGGGGGGAUUGAGCUGCAGAAAAAAAGAAUGUAUCAUCAGCCAAGUAGAAAGCCAGAAUUUGGUGGAGACUAAUUAAUCGUGACUCAACUUUGUCCUAACAUCCUUGAAGACAUCAGGCAUUAAUGUCCUUUCUCUCCUUCGAAGAAUCUCCUGAAAAAUUUAAGUGAGGGAGGGGUGGACUAAAUUAGGGUUCUCUUGAACACCACGAAGGAAAUCCAUCAUCAAAGCUGGGGCUGCGUCAUUUCUCAGCCUCAUUCUAGAGGCUAGCUCCAAAAAAUCAGUUUUGUGUCAUGAAGGAUGGCUUUUUUAAAACCAGGGAACUUGUGAAGAGUGUUCUCGGUGGAGAGUCGGCUGAGAAUAACAAACACUGGUUUAUUUCCAGACCCCACCCAGGCGGGUCACAGGGUCAUUCCCUCCCAGCACGUCUAUUCUGAGUCCCCCUUGUCCCCGGACGCUGCCAUCUUUGGAGUCAUACAUCAUCACAGUGAGGCGCUCCUGUAAUGUAUUGUGCUAAUCCAUUGCGGGAAGGACAGCGCCGAUGAUAAAUGUUUUAAAUGAUGGUGCUGUCGGAGGCUAAUGACUCCAAGAGCAAAUGCAAGGUAAGUGGGGAUUGCUUUCCAGGCCCCCGUGAGGAAUGCAGAAGAUGUCCCUAAGCCAUUUCCACCCCGGGGCAGUAUUGAAAGAGGUGGCUGCCUGAGAGGCCUUUGUCACCUGCACUUGGGCAGUUAGGGCAAGCAGAAGGGUCUUUUCAGAUAAAAGCCAUCUCCCUCCUUGGGGCUAGCUUUUGUUGCUGUUGAUUAGUUGAUGGAUUGAUUUUUGUGUUAGGCAGCUAAAAAGCACCUGAAGAAGUUGUUUGACAGAAAGCAGACUGAGCACUGGUGUUAGGUUCUCAUCACUGUGACCAAAAUCCCUAAUAAGAACAACUUAGAGGAGGACAACUUUAUUGUGAGCUCAUAGUUUUGGAGGUCCAAUCUGUGGCUGGCUGAUUCCACUGCUGUGUACGGGCCAUGAGGCAGAACAAUAUGACGGGAGGGAAGAGUGGAGGGAAGCUACUCAGCUCAUGGUAGGGUCAGGAGAGAGAGAGAGAGAGAGGAAGGACCAGGUACCACAGGGAAGACACACCCUUCCAGGUCAGCCCCCAGUGACCCACCUCCUCUGCCUCUAGCACCACCUGGUCCUUCCAUUCACCUGCAAUGAAUGGAUUAGGUUUCAGCUCUCACAGUCCAAUCAUCUCACCUCUGAAUUUUCCUGCAUGGACACAGGAGCUGUGAGGGGGACAUCGGGUGUCCAGAUCAUACAGCAGCUGAGGCUCUGCCCUCUCCUGGAGAGAAUGGGGGCCUGUGCUUCUUAGAACACGCACCGUUUCCUAGGCGCUCCUUGCUUGGUGCAGGAGACGUGUUCCUGCUGUUCCCACUGUCCCUGUGAUUUCAACCAGAGGGACAGACUGACUGGCAGGAUCUGUGACUGGAAGUCUGUUGUCCAGGCAGAAGUUUUGUGGGUGGAUGACAAAUUCCUGUCUACGCCGCAGAUCUGUGCCUCAUGCAUGCCCAGGAGAUGCCUGGGUGUUCAUUAGUAGGGAAAAAGUGACCCUAGGGUGGAGAACGUGGGAGGAAACAUUUAGUGGACGAUUUUGGAGGAAGUCAUCCCUUCGACGUGUGGUGUCGUUUCUUUCUGCUUAAGAUAGCAAAAGCCCCUGCGGCAGCAUCUAGUCCUCAGGGAUGGAGCCUCUCUGGACAGUGACUUUCUCAUUCCUUUUUUAAUUUUAUUAUUCUUAUUUUUUUUUUUUAUUACCAGGGCUUGAACCCGUGGCUGCUUUACCAUGGAGCUACAUCUCCAGCCCUUUUUAUUUUUUAUUUCCAGACAGGGUCUCCUUAAGUUACUUAGGGCCUUGCUAAGUAGCAGAGGCUUGCGAUCCUCCUGCCUCAGCCUCCCGACCUGCUGGGAUUACAGACACGUGUCACCCUGUCUGAUGACUUUCUCGUUGCUUAGGCAUAGCCACAAAAAAGACGUGUCUCAUGCUUUUCCUGGGAGAAAACGUAAGUACAGAUAUCACCUACGCUCCUGGUGCUCAGGUAGCUGACAGUGAGACUGUAUUGUGCUUGGUCAGCCACUGGCCCUGUGCUCUCAGGCCUUGCCACCAAAGCCAAGUAGGCACAGGAGAGGGUGGGUCACUUGGAGAGGGAGGGUCACUUGCUCCAGGCAACAGGGUAGGUCCAGCUUUUGAACCCAAUGACUCCCAGCCCUGUGCUAACCCGUCCUACUCACUGCAGGCUCCUGUGUUUUAAAACGAGUCCUGUGUUUCCUGCCCCCUCAAGGUGUCCUGAGCCAGCAUCUUGUUGUAAACUGGGUUUGGAAGUAAAUAAUCUCACUGUAUGACAACACAUUCCACCUAUCCUUUUCAGCCAAGUUUGUAUACGGUCGAAGUCAAAUCUUUCCUCUUCAGCCAGGUGCAAUAUCAAUGCUGAGAUUUUUUUUUUAUUUAAAGAGAGAGAGAGAGAAUUUUUAAAUAUUAUUUUUCAGUUUUCGGUGGACACAACAUCUUUAUUUUAUUUUUAUGUGGUACUUAGGAUAGAACCCAGCGCCGUGCGCUUGCCAGACGAGCGUGUUGCCGCUUGAGCCAUAUCCCCAGCCCCAAUGCUGAGAUCUUUUUUAAAAAGAAAUCCAUUACUCUCCAUCUUUGUUCAAGGAAUGAGACUGGUCUACACUGUGAUUUAGCCUAAUGUCACUUCAAUGGUUUUGGUCUCUGCUGAGAGCCAGAGUAGUGGCUCCAGAGUCUUCAUUUCACCAGAGGGUAUAUGAUGUUUCCACUAACUCUCUCUUAAUUUCUUGAUGAAAAUAGCUAUUUGUUGAGCUAGGUUCCUUGAGAUGUAACUUUAACUUCUUUGAAGAAGACUCUUGGGUUGGAAUCCUUGCUCCUGGUUGUCUGGGUGCGGACUGCAUUAGAAAUCAUUAGAAAUACUCUUUUUUUUUUCCUUGUCCAUUAUCUGACAGGUUCUCACUUCAGUUUUCUUGAAUAUAUAUUUAUUCUGUCUCCCUCAACAGUGGAGAAAAUUAAAUGAGCUAAAUUUUGGUUUGUGCUCGAUGGAAUAUUUAUCACGUACAAGUGCCAAGAAGAGGGAAAAAUGAAUGACAAUAUAAAAUUUUAUUUGUUUUUUGGCCAUUAAGCUGGCCCAAAUGUGAGUGAGAAAAAUAAAAUCAUAACUACCAGUGUUAGAUACCAAUUCAAGGUUUAUAAACUCUUUUCAUUUAACACAUUACUUAUUUAUCGUCCUGUUUCUACUUACCAAUUUUCUUUAUGUUAGAAGGAUCCCCUAGGCUACCACAGAGACACCAGCACCCUAUUUAGUCCUCCCCUCCCUCACUUAUAUUUUUCUGAGGGAGAGAAAGGACAUUAGCGCCUGACAUCUUCAAGGAUAUUAGGACAAAGUUGAGCCUCCACUCUGCGAAGAUAAUCAGAGACUGUGGGAGUGUACCUCACCUCUCCCUGUAGCAGAUGGCUAAUAUUUUCAGGUCACAGAACCACGGCUAGGUCCUGACCCUAUGUCAUGCUUUCUCUUAUGUGUGGCAUGAAAUACUAGGACAGGGAGCUAAACAACAAUCGUAUUUGUAAUAUCUGAACUUUAAAAAAAACAGAGUGUUUAAAUGACAUUGGAAAACACUCUAACAAAAAUCAUGUUCUGUGCAGUAUUGAAAAAAUCAUUUCUCUCUGCAGAGAGCAGAUGAACCAAGCUUUCUAAAAUUUAUUCUUUGAAAAUGAUUCACUGGGACUAAUAAGAGGAACCCUCACAGAUAUGUCAAUUGAUUAUCGACACAGGUAUGAGAUUAUUCAAUGGGGACAGUUAUUUCAACAAACGGUGCUGGUAAAAUUUAAUAUGCACACGCGGAACAAGGAAGCUAGACUCUGACCUUGAACCGCAUGCCAAAGUGCUUGAAAGCCCUAAAUUUAAGAGCUAACGUAUAAAAACUAUUAGAAGAAAACACAGAGGAAAGUCUUUAUCACUUGGAUUUGGCAGUGAUUUCUUGCAUAGAACACCAAAAGAACAGGCAGCAAAAGAAAAAAAAAUAGAUAAAUUUUUAUCAACAUUUGGAGCUUUUGUUCAGCAAAGAUACUAUCAAAGAAUGAAAAAAACCCCACAGGAUAGGGAAACUAUUUGCAGAUUGUAUGUCUGAUAGGGGAUUCAUAUUAGAAUGUAUAAAUACCUUUAUCAUUUACAGCAACAAAACGCCAUCCAAUUAUAAAGUGACCAAGGACUUGAGCUGUUUUGACACAGAAGACAGACAGAUGGCCAGCUAGCACAUGAACUACAGCUAGGCUAGGCGUUGUUGGUCACUAGGGAGAUGCAAAUAGCACCGCAGUGAGACACCUCUUCAUGUCCAUUAGGUCGGCCAUUAUAUAAAAAGAAAGAAAAAGAAAAAACAGUUGUUGGCAGGGAUGCAGGGAAAUUGGAACCCUUGUGCAGAGCUGUGGAAUGGCUGGGCAGCUCCAUAGAACGUCAAACAAGGAGCCACCACGUGACCCAGCCCUUCCACUCGAAUGUACCUGUCCCGAGGAACUCAAGCAGGACGCAGGCACCUCGUACAAGUGUUCAGGGCAGCAUUGUUCACAGAACCCAGAGGUGAGACAACCCAGUGUUCACCAGUAGAAGAAGGGGUAAGCAACACGCAGCAAAGACACAUAGUGGAAUACUAUUCAGCCACUGAAAGGAACGGAAUUCCAAUACAUAUGACAAGAGACCCUGAAAGCAUGCAGAGGGACAUAAGGUGUACACAAAGUGAGGGACCCAACACAGGCCACCCCCAGAGGUAGAAAGGAGAACAGGGUCAUGGGGAGGGGUAGAGAGGACGCCAAGUUAUUAUCCAUGUGUGUAGAGUCUCCUUGGGGGAUGAUGAGAAAGUUCUGGAAAUAGUGGUGAUAGAUGCACAAUAUUGUGAAUAGACUCCGUGCCACUGAAUUGUGUUUUUAAGAUGAUAAAUGUCACAAUAUCUAGAUCUAUACAGGACACCCAGCAAGGAGUUAAAUACUGCUAGAACACAAAAGGCUAGGUAAGAACUGAAGUGUAGUAGCUGUGGCUCGGGAUCACAGUGGCUAUCAGUUUUAACAGAGGGCAAACCUCUCUGCAGGGGAAAUCCUCAUUUUGGGUGGGUGCAUAGUUAGUGGGAUCUUGGGUAGCUUUACUAAAAGAGUGAAAUUGACUUUGAGAGAGAGUUUGAUUAUGAGACGUUACAACAUCGUAGGCUGAUGGAACUGGAGAUGGCACAAGGGCUCCUCAUAACAAUUAGGACCACGAUCCCGGUGCCAGGCACGCUGUCUGUCCUCAUCCAGGAAUUGCUGGGUGGCAUGCGUAACGUGAUCCGAGGGCAACGCUGCACGAGCAUUUUCACUGUGGAGACUGCCACAGGUCGUGUCUGCCACAGUUGUGUGUGCGGUGCAUAUUCUCAGCCACGGGUUUUAUGAGACGGGAAACUAAUGCAGACUGGCACACUCCAUCAAAGGCUCUGGAAUUCUAUUUUAAAUGUAUAGGAAUUUGGGAACAUGAUUCUUUUAGGGAUGAGAGCUGUCUAGAAUUAGGACAAGGCCUUUAUUUUGAUCAGUCAAUUAACGUUUCCAGACUGCCCCUCUGAACAGCCAGCUGAAUUUGUAUUGAAUUUAUGUCAGAGUACAUCAGGCAAAUGGGGAGCCGUACAUGGGGAAAAAAAGUCUUUCAAAUUAAUUUGAAUAAGACUAGAGGAGAAAAAAUAUAGUCCCUUGCUUAAAUUCUUUUAAAGGUAACUUUGUAUCGAUUAAGUUUAUAGCAACAAAGAUUUAAAAAUAUAAUAACCAUGUAUUGAAUGGCAAUUUUAUAUACAGGUACACACAUUGGAAAUUCCUUUAGCCUGGAGAAUUUAGCUCUCUUUGUCUCUUAUUACUUUCUAAAUUACAAGGGCCAGGAAGGAAACAAAUUUAGCAUUUUGAAUUGAAUCAACAGUUCUUGGUCCCAGAUUUGACAGGGCUGCAAAUCUUAGACUUCAUAUUAACAAGCUGGUAUCUUAUAUGUGUGUAAACUGUUUGCACUAGCUGUGCAGUAUCACGGAAUGGCUUAGGAAACACUUUAUGGAUUGAUGAAUUUGAUGAGCACUUGAGGCACUGCAGUCUGGACCGGCCGCUCCGCUUGCAAAGUUUAUAUUAACAAUAUAUAGCUGUCACCUCUUCAUUCCACACAUUUCAAGGAACACAGAUGGCAGAGUGGUUCAGCAUGGCAAAGCACUAUGUUGGUGUAUAAAAGCUGACCAUAGACAGAAAACAGGUUAGAGUUGAUCAAAUAAUUUGACAAUCAUAGUCACCAAAUAAUAAGUGACAACUUUGGCUGCUUUUUGGAAUUAUAUGCUAAUACAGACAUCUAUAAGAGCCAGAAGAAAAUGCUUACGUUGGAAUUCCUCCAUGGUGGGUGUGUGGGUGCUGUGAACUUAGGGCACCCCUGGUGUGCAGAGAGCAAGUGCCACCAAAAGUUGACUUCUAGGCUGGGGUGUAGCCCUGCGGUACAGCAGAGCCCAGCAUGCACAAAGCCUUUGGUUCAAUCCCUGGUACUGGCAAAAAAGCAAAAUCAAAACAAGAUGGUGAAACCCCCCGCUCCUUGGUGCUUGGUCCUACGUUGUUAAGCAGGUCGUAGGAUACAAAUAUAUCCAACAUCUAUUGCUGUAACAUUGCCAAGAACUUAGCCACUUCCAAUACCAAUGACCUCAGUUACGGGACUUGGACGGCUUGGAAGGCUUGGUGAGGUUUUGUGCUUAGGGUCUCCGAAGUUCAACCUUAGGGUAUUACCUUGUUGCUGUCUUACUGGAGGUUCUGGGAAGAAUUCUCUCGAGGCUCCUCCAGGUUACUGGCAGAAUUCAGACUGUGCUGUCGAAGGUCUGGUGGCCUUGUUCCCUGCGGGCUGUGGCCAGCGGGCAGCUCUUGGCCCCUCAGGGCUGCCUGUGUACCUUGUCACGUGCCCCCAGCCCAUUUUAAGCCAGGUGUAGCAAACUGGGUGCUUUUCAUGUUCAAGUCUGACUUUUACUACUAACCAGAGAAAGUGCUCGUUUUCUUUUCUUUUUUUCUUUUCUCUCUUUCUUUUUGUGUUGGGGACCAAUCCCGGGGCCUCAUGCAUACUCCGCAAAUGGUCUACCACUUAGCCACACCCAAACCACAGACACUCUGCUUUUGAGAAUUUAUAUGAUCACAUUUGGGGCACAUAGAUAGUCUCCCAGGCCUCAAGCCAGUUGAUCGGCCACCUUGAUAUCUGCCUGUGAAGUCCCUUCAUAGCAACCCCUAGGUCAGGGCUCCAUGGAUCACCAGGAACUGGGAAUCCUGGGUGACCAUUCUCAGAUCCUGCCUAACAUUAUUCUGCAACUACUUUGCAGCUCCAGGAAUUCUCAGCGUGGCCUGGUGGCCGCUGGGAAAUAAGUCCGUCAGUGCUCAGCCAGACCGCCACAGCUUCUCUUCCUCCUUACUGUUCACGUCGGCCUUUUAAAGAGAAUAGGUUGGCAUGGCCUGUUUAACAGGUAAUAUACCUGGCCAAAUAAGUGAAGUGGAAUAAAAAUUAAAAUGCAGAAUAAGAGCAGAAGCUGGGGAGGAGUCUGGGAAAAGGAUAUAUCCAAAAUAGUGUUGGAGAAAGUUAAAAUUAAACAAGCCAAAGUUAGGUGUGAAAGGUAGGCCUUCUUCAGAUAUAUAAUAAAUAUUGUUUAUUUAUUAUUUACUUAAGAAACAAUUUUUAAAGAAAGGCUGGCAAAGGAGCCCAAUAUUGAAAAUUCAAAAAGGAAGAGAGGCUUAGUUGAAACAGGGAAAGGGCCCAAUAGUCCCGGAUUCUCAGCUCGUUUAUAUUUCUCUUUUCUAUGAAGAGGUUUUUGGGGUCCCUAGAUUAUGGGGGAGCCCAGCGUGGAGACCCCUGGGACAGAGACGAGGACUUGUCACGUCUCUGCUGCCAGCGUCCUGCUGGGCUCCUCUCUGGUGGGUGGACGAGCCCCCACUCACUUCCGCGUCUCCAAGGGUGUCACUCUCAGAUCUGGGGUUUUGUUCUGGUUAGUGUCCUCCUGACUCAGCCACAGUGUUGGGUUAAAGGUGGGCACGUGACCUGAUUCUGACCAGCAGGGGAGAUCUGGGACUUGCUCUAGCUCCCCAGGAAAGCCUGUCUUGCUCCCGCACUGGUGUGUGAAGUUUCUUGUUUGUGGUGGUGUUUGUUGGUUCCCUUCAGGGGUCAUUAAAGGAUUCUUUGAGGAUCUUGACAUGAGAUGGUUUAUAUACUUGAGCAUCCUGGGCCUCCCAUACAACUUUAGAAUGAAGAUCCAGGAGCCUGUUAUUUCUUAGAGCUGCAGGUGCAGAGACUGAUGGGCCACUGCAGUGGAAAGGUAGAAGCCAAUGAAAUUCUCUCAAAGCCUGAUUUGCAGACUGGUCUCUUGGGGCCCCGUGCUCAGAUGAAGUCUUUGGCCCAGAGGAAGUCGAGUGAGUAGGGGGCAGUUUUCAAACGAAGACGUGAAACUGGCCUCAGAGAAGCCUCCUUUGUAACGGAGCACGUGUAGAUGAGGUGGACACCGAGGCUGGCCAGGAGGAGGGUGCUGAAAGGGCACAGAGGCUCCAGGGACGGGUACGGACAAUGAUCUGGGGCCUGGAGGCAGAGCCUGAGUAGGGGGUGUGGACCUGUUGCAUGGGAUUGUUGAGGGGCAGCCGACUGGGACCACCCUGUGAGUGGGAGAAGACACAGAACAGGCGAGAGGAGAAAGCCAGGCAAGCAGAGGAUCUCUUGAGACCUCUUCUCAGCUGAGCCACAAAUAUGGGGGACUCCUAAGCCCAAGCCGCACCACUGACUUCUGCUCUUUGGGACCCUUUGUUUUCAUUUAUUUUUUUGCACUACUAGUGAGUGGACCCAGGGCCUUGCACGUGCUAGGCAAGCACCCUCACACCCAGCCACAUCCCCAGCCCUUUUCUGACCCUUUAAAUUCUGUAUCAGUUAAUUGUUGUCCAUUUGGAUGGGGAGGGCUGGGGGUAAACUCUAACAGCUAGGGACUGGGGCUUUAGCUCAGUGGCAGAGAGCUUGCUUAGCAUGUGUGAGGCACUGGGUUUGAUCCUCAGCACCACGUAUAAAUGAACAAAUAAAAUAAAGGCAUUCUGUCCAUCUACAACUAUGAGAAAUAAUUUUUAAAAAGUUAAAAUUCUAAUGGCUAAAUUUUUGUGCCAAUUUGGAGGAUGUUUUUUGAAAUGAAAUUUACAUUUAAGGUGAGAAACUUCAAGUAAAAUAAGUUGUCCUCCAUAUUAGGGGGUGAGCCUCAUCUGACCAGGUGGGUACAAACAGACUGGCCUCCUCGGCAGGAGGGACUUCUCCUGCAGAUGGCUCUUGGACCUGCUCUAUGUCACCAGCUUUCCUGGGCGUCCAGCCUACGGGUUCACACUGAAGAUCUGGACCUGUGGCGUGCACAGUCACACUGUGUGACCCAUUCCUUCUAAUAAAUCUCUUUAUAUAUGCACACCCACGUACACACCCCCCCACCCACACGCACACACGCACACACACACACACACACUCGGUACAGUGUCUCUGAAGAACCCUGACUAACACACAUUCCAGUAGCCUGUCUCUGGGAAGUGGCUCCUGUCACCAGGGAUGAGUCUUCUCCAGAGGUGACAGGUGAGUGACAGGGUCCCAGAAGAGAGAGGGAAACGUGGUGGAUAGUGGUCUGCUUCUGAGAGCACACAUUGGAGAUCCCUUUUCUGCAGUGGAGGACCCUGUAGGGAUAGUUGAGAAUUGAAUUUAUUUUCAUUGUGAGGUGAGUUUAUGGUCCUGCACAAAUUCCUCCUCAAUAUGUUGUCGGUUCUCGCAAAGCUCCUUUCGUCAACCGUUGAUCGGCAUGGCGGCGUGGCAUGGAGAUCUAAACUCCGUAGGCUUUAAAUCAAAGAUAUACGAUCAGACCCCGGCUCCCCAUUUACCAGCCAAGUAACCUUUGCACAGGUGACUUCAUUUCUGGGUUUUGGGUCAAUAUCUGUAAGAGAACGAUGACAACAGAAAUAUUGUGAAGAUGACAUUCAAAGUUGGUCUCACACACGGAAGGCUCCCCUCUAAAAUAAGAUACAAAGAAGGCAGCUAAACGGCACAGGGAAUGCCAAGCUGCCCGCGCCAGGCGGUGCGUUCGGUAUCUUGAAAGCAUCACCAGGUUAAACUCUCAUAACUGUUCUCAGAGCUGGAUAUCAUUCAACCCGGUUUCCUAACGAGGACUGAGGUACAGAAAGGUUAGUACCCAUGCCCCCAGUUUCCCAGCGUGGGAUGUAAAGGAGCCGGCCUCUGUAGAGAACAGCAGGCUGAGGUAUGGUUCCAGGAGCUUGGAAAGCGUGAGAUCUUGCUGCAGGGAUCUCUAACGCCAGGCCGAGGCUUCGGGCCUCCUUGGCCCUGGCAUGCUGUGAUGGGGGAAGUGAGGGGGUAGGUAGGACACAGGUGGAGGGGUCGCCGUUGUACCCAGAGUCUGAUGUGGCCGCCCUACCUGGUGCUGUUCUCCACUGCCUGCCAAUCAUCUCAAAUUGCAUGGUGGUUUGGGGAAGUGGGUAAAUAGAAUCCAGGGCCAAGUCGGGCUUCUCCGCUUCCUUGUGGUAUGUCAUAAUCAAGAUGCAAAUCAGCGUCUCCUGGGUGGAAAAGAUCAUAAACGGGAAACGUGCUGCACCUCGGAGUUUUCACAGAUUUCAGUCAUUUGGUCCAAAUCCAGAAACUGUCUUGAGAGAAUAAAAAGGCUGCAGAAUGGGAACUGAGGAGGACUGCUGAGCCCGUAGCCAGCUACUUUGCCAGGACCAGAGGCGUUUAAUUUUCAUGGUCUUGCAGUAAAUUUAAAGGCAAAUUAUAAAAGUAAGACUCAGUUUUGGUAAGGCUCCAGUUUAUGUGUAUCAGGCUUCUAACUAGACCAUGGGGGCUGCUGGUGAAAGUUUAGAUUUAAAGACCUUCACAAAAGUGUCCUGUGUGGAAAUCUCUAGCACUUGUGGAAUUCCCAAUGAUUCCCAAUGACGUCCCAUGGCACACUCCUCAGCCUCACAUCAGCCAGGGCAUUGGAAAGUGGGGUGUGGCUGGUGGUGGAAAGUCAUGUUUUUAAGGGGUCAGUGCAAAAGUUAGGGACCAAAUCAUUUUGCCUAAUGUAUUUAGGGAACUCAGUGUCUGUUUCCACAUUCAAAUGAUAGUUGCUUAAUUGCACACUGUGCCUGGUAGGGGAAAUUGAGGCCUGCAGGAGAGGUGGUCUGCGUGGUGAUGAGGAUCUUUGAGCCUCAGUUCCUUUAUGUGCAGCACGUGGGUAUUAAUGAUUAUCUCGUCAUGCUUGUGAAACCCGUGGUAAUGUUGCUGGCAUGUAUGAAGUGCUCAGGCUGCAAAGCUAAUGUAAUUAUUAACUGGAAAAAAGUUGUCGGUUCCAGGAUGAACGAAAAUUGUUGGUCAUGCAUGACACUGAGGAGAAGGGCAGUCUGCAGGCUCUGAAACUGGGCCGUGGUGGACCGUGGUGGCUGGGCCCAUGGUGUUGAGGUAAGGUCGCAUGUCCAAAGAGGAGAAGAGGAGGUCCCAUCUACCCUAAGCUGCUUCAGGCACAGAAAAGGCUCAGGCAUUUCUGAGAGACGGUGGACAUGAUAACGUGACGGGGGCCAGAGAUCCUCGAUGGCAGCCUGCUGCGCUGGAGUCUCAUCUUCUUUUCCUCCGGACCACCCCUCCCGCUUGCUCAGCAGACAGGCUAGGUGCAGAGGUUGAGCUGUGGAUCUCAUUUCUUGUGUUUUGCUGCUUGUGAAGUCUGCCAACAGAAUCCACCUUGACAAAGUCAAGGACUGUGCGUUUAAUGUUGAACUGAGUGAAUAAAUUAUGCAUGAAAUUGUGCCGGAGUCUCUAGUGUGCAGAAUUGCUCCUUUUGAUAUGAAAGGUUAAUUCAGAAAGGAGUCCAGAAUAGCUGGAAAUUGUGGGGAUAAGUGGAGAGUAUUCACUGUUGUGAGCUGUUAUUACUAGAAAUUGCAUUCCCUCUCUGGCUUCCCCGGAGAUUUUGCUUUGCCAGUGAAUAUAAACUGUGCUCAAUAGAAUAGCAUUUAGGAGUAACAAGAGUGUAUGUCCACACACAAUAAAAUAUUCUAAUGGCGUUUUAAAGAGAAGUUGUACUUUUUCAUGUAUAUCGUGCCCCCCAAGGAAGAAUUUCUAUUGCAUUUAGGUCAAGAACAAGGUACAUCAGAAGUAAUGAGUUUUGAGCAUGUAUGUAUUUCAAGGGGCUGCCUGGGACUCCCGUUUUGCAGCCGGGGCUGGUCCUGCCACUGAUUAGCUAUGCGAGCCUGGUUUCUGAUAAAGCCCAAAGCAUCCUUGCCUCGGGAAGGAAACAACCCAAAUUGUUUUAUCACCAAAUCCUACAUACCCAGCUCCGAUUUAAUCUUCAGUAAGUGUAUGGCGCUCUUCAACCUGUUUCGCUCAGGUUGAUGUCCUUUUUACACAUAUCCCAGAUCACUUUUAGGUUAGUUCAUUAUUUCCAGCAAGGGGGAAAAAAUGGAGUUGGCUAGAAAGCUGAAUUUUACUUAAAAUACACACACACAUAUUUUUGGAGCUUGUUAGAGGCUCCUCUUUGUGUUCCCAUCACCAGGGAACAGCAUUGUGCUUCCAGACUGUGGGCGGUGUUUAUUUUUGUCUCUUAUGUACAUGCUCAGAAACCAUCUCCUUAAUCUCCACAGGGUACCGGGAGUUUUUUCUCUAAUUAUAAAGUGGUAUCCUUUCUGACCCGGGGUAGUUUUUAAUUUUAAUUCCUGCCUCGUGUUUAUAAACUGCUGGAUUGCAUUAUCCUGUUGGGAUCCUCGAAAACUCUCUCUCUUUUGUGUUGAUUUUAACAAUUAGAUAUUCAUUCUAUGUAUUAAGAUGUGUUUGAGGCCAACCAAAGAUGUGUUUUUGAUGUCGAUUCUUUCUCCUCCUGUGUUUCCCUUAUCUAUAUAUUUUAGGUGGAAAUGAAACUUUAAAAACUCCAGAUUACCUUUGAAACUAAAAAGCCUGGGUACUAUUAAACAUGCAACCAAAGUUAGAGUAAAGAAUUUGAUCCAAUUACCUUUAUUUAGGGUUUUUUUUUUUUUUUUGUCUUGCUUUCCAAAUGUUUGUAUAGCAAAAGAUAUGUAAAUCUUGGCAUAGGGAAGAUAUUCCUGUACGUUCCGUCAGAUGCCGGAUUAAAAUAAAUAGUUGCUCCAACAUCAAGGUGCCUGCAAGUUCUUUUAAAAAUGUUAUUUGUUACUUUAUGGUAUUUCUAAGGAGUGUUUAAAAUGACUAAUCCUCAGCCUACUCAUUAAUGCCAUGUGUAUUAAGUUUCUUCUCUCUGCUGCCUGUGACUCAUGAGUUGGCCCUGGACGGCAAAUUGGCAAAAUAGCUCCAUGUCCCUGGAAACGUUUCGAGGUGCACAGUGAAAAUAGGUUGUGCCUUGGGGGCUGCAGAGAUUCAGUUCAGGUGGACCUGGAUCCUUCGGCUGCCAGAAGUCAAGAAUUCAGUCACAGGCCCAAUAUGGAAUUGUGCUUAACAUUCCAACGAUUAUAGAGGUGUCUGCCCCUGUGAUGUUAUAUUCUGAGUAUUUAAAAAUAUUUUGGGCAAACCAAACACGCAUCUUUUAUGUAGAUUCAAAUGCCUUCCGCAGAUCAAACUAAAAAGUCAUUGAAUCAGCAACUUUGUCGCAUUGAGAACAGGUAUCAAAGGCAGUGAAGAGGCGGCUGCUGCCUGAUUAGAAUUUACACACUCCGCAAGACCAACCACAGGGUGGAGGUUUUCAUACCCUGGUGUCAUGCACAGGGACUCACAUGCCAAAGUGGAAGAAAAACAAGUUCUUUUAAGAGAUUUUCACUCUCGCGCCUAUAUAUAUAUCCAUUAAAGAAAUAAAUGUCACUAUUUCACGUAGAAAAUAUAUGAUUUUGCAUAUAAAACAAAAAUCUUAAAUGUUUUAUGUUCUUUUAAAUAUGUUUGGCAUAAUUUUAAUUAAAUUCAAAUGUUUUAUAUGAUUUUAAAUAAAAUAUUUAAAAUAUGCUAUUUAAAUCGUAUAGUGUAUUUAAGUAUGCUCUUUAAAUGUUUUAUUUAAAUCUAGUGACAGAAUGUUCACUUUUAGCCCAGACAUUUUUGCAAGUAAAGAAUCACCCAGAGAAACAAUUUAGAAGCAAAUGGAGACUCUUUUCCACAAGUAAUUAAUACAUUUAAAAGCAGGUUUGAAGUCAUUAGUUAAGCAAGAGAAUCAAUCUCUUUUAAAAGCUUCCCAUCCCCGGAGGCCCAUUCAGUGGUGCACACCUGCUCUCCCGCAGUCCUGCGCCCUGCCUGGCACCGUGGACAUUUUCUUUAUCCACCCCCCCUCCACCUCUUGCUCCAGGGGCGUGAUAACAUAUUUUCAAGACUAGAUACAUAUUUUCUUAAAAAUUUAUACUCUCCCUCCGUCCCACGACAUCCAAGAGCAUCGUGCUUACAUUUCUCAUUAUGUAAAAUGAAGUUGGGAUUGAAAUUACAUAGCAAAUGCCCAUCAGUUGAAUACCCUGUUUGUGACAUAUCAGGCGCAGAGAAUUUUCCGCCAUCACUAAGCACAGAGUCGGGUCUCGGAUGCUGGCAGGUCACCUUGGGAGAACCUGGGAGUUCUCUAGCUCUUCUUCAAGUCGUACAAAUGAUCCCUUUCAACCGUUAAUGAUCUUUCCUUUUGUGGAUGAAGUGAUCUAAGUGGAAAACACACAUUCUUUUUGAAAGAACAAAUUUAUUGGUGAGUGUGACCAACAAAAAUAAUUGAAGUUUUUUUAAAAAAAAAAUGGAAGGUAAGUGUUGGUUGCAUAUCUUCUUGGUGGACCUCUGGAGUCCAAUGACCAUUAGGAGGAGUGACCCUCCACCUCGACGGGCAAGAGAUCACAUUUCAACCCCCAAACACUGUCGACGUGGAAGAUCGGCCGUGUGUGUGUGUGUGUGUGUGUGUGUGUGUAAGUAAUGGGGAUUUCUGCAGCUGGAUCCAAAAGGGCUCAAUACUAAUAUUUAUUUUAUUAUUCAUUACGUUCUUUUACUUUCCAAUUUUUAAGCAUGAGAAUUGAUAUUUGCCCUUGAAAUGUGAGGGAGCCUGGGAACCCUGUUUCUUUUAUCCUUGUCCAUUCUGUUAUUUUCUAUUGCUGAUGUAAAAAAUCACUACAAACUCAAUGGCUUAAACAAUGCGAAUUUGUUAUUAUGCAUCUCUGACUGUCACAGGGCAAGGCAAGGUGUGGGCAGGUCCGUGCUCCUGAGUGGAGGUGUUGGGUGGUUUUCUCUUUGCCUUUCGGGCCUCCAGAGGCUGCCCACGCUCCUUGGCGGGUGGCACCUCCCUCAUUGCCAGAGCCAGCCAGGCUACGUCUUCUGGUUCCUCCCUGGUCACCUCUUCCUUGCCUCUGAGCUCCAUAGGAACAGGCUCAGAUAAGGACCCUGACUCAGUUGUCCCAGCCAGACACCUAGGCCAACCCCAUGCCAAAGCCCUACCCUUGGCCCGUUGGCAGAUUUCCUUUGUGAGGAGAGGUUGGCACAUCCGUGGGCUCUGGAGCCUCCGAUGCACAUGUCUUUGGGGAACCCCUGUUCUGCUUCCCGCACACAGGAAGAUGACAAAAGUCAACAGCAAUAGCAGGUCCUGCCUCUUGUUUUAUCUGAUGCUCCUUUGUGUCCUUCCCAAAAGUGAGCGUGUGUGUACACAGCAGGCACUCAGCAUUUGUUGAGUGAAUCAAGGAUGAAGCUUGCCCAGGAGCAAUGAGUGUGGUGGGCGCUCGGCAAACAGCAGUUCUGGAGACUAGGAGUCCAAGACCAAGGCACUGGCACCUGGUGUGGGCCUCCUGAUGGCAUCUUCACCUGGCGGAAAGGAAGAGGGAAGGAGAGGCUGGAUGCUGUGUCCUCCCAUGGCAGAAGAGCAGAAGAGAGCCCACGUCCACAGCGGCCAUCAGUAGGGCAGAGCCAAGCAGCCUCAGCACCUCCCAUUAGCUGCCCCCGGCACUGUUGCGUUGGGGUUGUUUCCAACUGAAUUUGGAGGACACACUCAAGCCCCAGCAAUGAGUCACACGAAACUGUUCGUCAUCUGUAAUUCAGAGACACAUUCUGGCGGACGCAGGCUCUGGAUACCCCACUCACUCGCUCGUUUUCCACGUAUUCUGAGCUGCCCUGCUUCAGGCCCUCUGUUGCAGACUGUGACUACAACCACCAAGAAGGUGUGCCCCUCGGCCUCUCAGCCUUCACCAAUGUGGAGGGCAGGCAACCUGGUGCAAGAACAAGCACAGGCUCACAUCCUGGUGCCAUGACUUACCCGCUGCGCCCUGGGGUCCAACAAUUUAACCACCCCAAACUCCAUUCAUGCAUGUCACUGAGGUUAGCUGAACUUACCUUGAAAGUUCGCUAUGAAGAGUGAAUUAUUUCUUGCACAGGAAUGUUUACUGUAGUCUGUGGCCCAGAAGAAUUGGUACUUUGAAACUUCAAAAACUCCUUGUUAUUGGGUACCUUAAGAGGACUUGGUUCUAUUUGUGAUGAGGAAGCUUUGCCCUCUCUAGGGCUAGCGCCAAAUAGCAACAUGGACUUUGAGAAGGUAGUACCGCAGCCCUGCCUUCCCUCCCUGAUCCCAGUGCUCUUUUUUGGAGAACUUUAUUACUACCAACACAUUACAGUGUACCUGCCACCAUGAAUUAGUCUUCUAAAACCAUGAGCCCCAAAUUCGCUUUCCCUCCUGAGAGUUGUUCUUGGUAUCUUGGUCACAGAGGUGAAGAGCAGGCGCUGUCUAGUUAUUGUGCCUGGAUGUCACAUAAGCCACACGACAGCCCUGGUGGGAUUAGGAGCUGCUCUAGGAACCAUUUCCCAGGUGAUGCAAUGCCGGCAAGAGGGCUAACCAGGCUCCUAACCCAGGUGGCUGUCUCCAGUGUGUACACCUGGCCCUGCCCCCUCCUGGCUCGUUGACCUUAUCCUCUGAAGCUUGGAGACCACAUUGGAAGGUGACAACAGCGAGAAGCUUCUCCUGGGGUAGUGGAGGACGACAGGGAAGCCAUGGACACAGCUCCUGGGACGAGGUGAGAAGUCAUAGCACAUAGGCAUCUGCCAACAUCCCCAUUAUUGUCAUCAUGGUCAUUACCACGGUGGUCACUGCCAUGUUUUGGAAAUGAAUCCCAAACGGCAGGACAGGUAACAGAGGGAAUUUUGUUGCUGUUGCUGCAUUAUUAAGAAAGAGUUCGCUGGUCUUAGAUUUUUGAAGCUGGAAAAAUCUCAGACACUUUAUAAGUCCCUGUGAUCUCAUAGAAAUCUGCACGACUGGAAUCAAUGUGUGAAAAGAGCAGAGUUUGUUUUUACCCCAGUUGAAAAUGUGCAAUGACAUAAUGUAACCCUUUAAGAUAACAGGAGCCAGCUGCCCCAUUCAUAUUUAAAUAUGAGUCACCUUCCAGGGAGACUUGCAAGAUUCUAUGUGCCAAGCUGGAAAAGUAAAAAUUGCCAGCAAGGAGGGAAAGAAUAAAUUCACACUUGAAGGAUGUGUUGCAGAGCCGCCCCGCACAGCAGAUUCUGGGGGCAGAGAGAGGCACCCUGGUGGCCAGAGGAAGAACUGCGGAGCCACAGUGCCACAAUCCAUGCGGAGACCUUGAGGCACCUGGAGGGUCCCUUUCACUUGAUUAAAAAUAUUUUGUUUUCUGUAUAAAUGGCCCCUAUUUCCAGGCACGUGAUUGUUAGAAACACAACAUAGUAAUUUCUGAAUAACACCCCGAGCUGCUGAGACCUCAGUGUUUGGCCAGCCAUCUCCAGGGUCUCCCAGGACAGCAGAGCUCUCUUAGAAGAAAGAGUCAAUUCCAAGUCUCAUCAAUAGGGCCAGCAAAGCUACUUGCUCAUAAGAAAAGCCUACAGAAAUGAUCACCUGUGAGGAUAUUCCCACUGUAAUAACGUCCCCAUGAAGAUUGUGGUGUCCCUCAUCUUCCAGAGAGCCAGUUCAAGAUCUCUCAGUGUGAGCCCACUGCUUGGCCAGGGAAUAUAUUUUGCAGGAGUAAAGAGGCAUUCCUGGUGCUUAUCUGCCCUCUCUCCUCUUACCUCGGCAACUUCCAACAGUUACAAGAGAUUGUGAGGGUAGCAAAAUGAGUAUUCAAGAGGAGACGUUUUGCAGUUUCUGUGUGAAGUCUCGAGUGUGCCUGGUGUGGGGGCUACUGCAGCAAGACCAAACUCUGAGCAUCUAGUCGUUAAACACAAACUCUCUCAUUUUCUCACAUUGGAUAUUGAACAUUCCAGCUAUCUGCAGAGAAGUCGGCCUGUAGAUAGAGGUUUCAAAACUGACAAGUGAACCGGGAGGAGGGAGGCGUUAUGUCGUGUUGGACUUGGCACAACUCCUUCCAAAGCAACAUCGCCCGUCUUUGUACCCUGGAACAGAGCACAAAGAGGGAGACCGGCACAUAAUUUGGCUCUGCAAAUAAUUUUUGAAUUAAUCAAAUCAGUCUGUGCCUCCUAACUCCUGCACUCCGCUCUUGGCUCCCCAGUCUGUUGGUCUGGCAUCCUCUCCUGUUCUGUCCUUGGUGUGACCUUCAAAUCUGACCAUUUGUCUUCAGGUUUGUGGCUCUCUGCUCUGUGUUAUUGAAGCCUGUGAGGCUCCGGCUAUGUCUCUGCUUGCCAUCCAUGACAUUAAUCCCCAACGCUAACAGAGGGCUCCCAGAAUCCCUGUUUGUGUUUGCUUAGAUUCAGGAUUGUAAAUGCAACUGUGUCCAAGAGCCAGCGUCCACUGUGGGCUGUGGGGGCAGGCAGGACCCAGGGGUGAGGAGGUCCAAGGUGAGCUGGAGACUGGGAGACCAGCCUUAGCCAGCAGGAGGCGCUGUUUCUGCCCAGGUCCUGGUUCACAGGCACCCAGCCUUACUAGAUCUUCAUGAGUUUUCAAGAGAAGACAGCAACACAAACUUUGGGUUGAAAUAAAUCUAUUUUUCCAAUGCGACUCUCAAUUCCUAAUUUCUAACAUUGUGUGUAAAUGUCAGGGAAAAUUGAGGUUGAAAUUUGGAUGGUUGAUAAUGUUCAGGAAUUAACAUUGGCUCUGUUUGGUGUGAUAUUGAUAUCAUAGUCAUUUUAUUAAAAUGUCCUCAUCUUUUACAAAUCUUCACUGAAAUCUUUACAGAUGAAUGAUGGAACUUCUGAGAUUUGUUUCAAAACGAUCCGGGGGUUCAGGUGAGAAAACAGACAUACAGGAAAUGAGGGGUGUAAAUGAAACAAUAUAGACGAGACAUUGAUGACGAUUGAGGGCCCUUGACGGAGGGAGGAAUUGAUGUUAAAUUUGCACAUGUCUGAAGUUUCCCUAAUAAAGAAUUUGGAAAAGCCGUGGUCAUAGGCUGGGUUUGA
Molecule: messenger RNA, 47978 nt
Organism: Marmota monax (woodchuck)
Lineage: Eukaryota; Metazoa; Chordata; Mammalia; Rodentia; Sciuridae
Gene: Mitf
Product: melanocyte inducing transcription factor
Exons: 23
Coding region: 117-1676 (519 amino acids)
Biological process (GO): melanocyte differentiation; regulation of transcription by RNA polymerase II
Cellular component (GO): nucleus
Molecular function (GO): protein dimerization activity; DNA-binding transcription factor activity, RNA polymerase II-specific; RNA polymerase II cis-regulatory region sequence-specific DNA binding
Source: RefSeq, a predicted model, not a curated record